UCAAACUGCCAAUAUUGUAAUACCCCAAUACAAAAUCUGUGGUGCAUCCACACCUGAUGUACAGUUGUGGUCAACGAUGAAGCAAGUGAGAUCCACCUGUCACCAACCAUUCUGAGCUUCUGGCAACCACAGCCAGAAUUGUGUUGCAGAAUCGCAAAGCGGAUUCUCUCCUGCAGACGUCGACGCGUUGUUUGUAUAUCGCAUGCAGUAGGGGGCGGGGGAUCACAAGGUUAGCAAGGACCACGUGGGUAGCAUUUAGCGGGGCGAAGGCUCAGGUGUGCUUAAAGAGCACACCUACGCUGGCGGGAUGGAGGGUUGCAGCGCGUUGUAGAAGCGCCCUAAAGCUGGCGUCCUAGCCACGAGCUUCGGUAAGGAGGUGUAGUCGAAAUGUACAAAGUGGGCUGCUGACGCUGAUCCAGCCUCAGGGAUGCGGGUGGGCUGGGUGACCUCUGAGCACAUUCCAGCUCUCAGCCAUUCUACCAUUGCUUUUGGCUUCGAAGCCAUUCACAGUGCACUGCCUCUCCCCCUCGACGCCUUCCACCUGCCUCCCACAUAACAUAUAUCCGUAGUUUGGGGGGGGUGCAAUUCUCCUUUUCACUUGCUUUGAAGCGGGCUGCCCCUACCCGCAAGCAGGGCCCCAGCCCGCUUUAGAGGGCCACUCGUGGGCAUGCUCCUCUGCCCGGACCCGCUGCCGCCGCCGCCGCGCGCAUUGUGACGGCACAGGCGCCCCCGCUGCCUGCCUCCCUCCAGCGUCGCCGCCCCCGCCCUCAAUCCCGCCUUACGUAGGCUGGGCAGGCCGGCCGGCUGGCUGGCUGCUGCCAACUUUCAAACAAUGCGUGCAUGGCGGGCUCCGCCCCGGCUGGGCGGAGACGAGGGCUGGGCUCCGAGCCCUCGGCCAACCCUCCGGAGGCGGCCCCGGCCGCGGGGAGCUGGGGGCGCUGCUGACUCGCCGGGGCUGCUUCAGUGCCUGGUUCGGGGUUAAGCGCAGGGGAGACUCGCGAGCCCCAGCCGAGCCAGCGGAGCUGGCGGCGGCCCCCCUCCCUCUCCGCCCCGGUCAAUGGCCCCUCGGAGCGCCGCCGCGCAGCUCCGGGCUCCGAGAGCGCCUUGCCCCGCCGAGCAGCCCCUCCGCGUGGCGUGAGUGCAUGAAGCAGUGAUGGGCAACACGGUGCACAAGACCCUGGCAGGUAAGCGCGGCUGCCGGGGGGGGGGGGCGUCGAAGGGCGGUUGCCGCUGCCUCCGAAAAUCCCUGCCGAGGUCGCGGAGCCGGAGACGCGCGGGCGGGCUCCGGGUUUCCUCGCGCGUCUUCGGAGGAGAGCUUUCUCACUGAGCCGUUAGACAAGGAUGACCUCCUCCUCCUCCUCCUCCGCUCGGUCGCCGGUGGGGACCUGCUCCCGCGUGUCUUCUGGGGAAAGGCGGGGGCGAGCUCGCUGUCCCCCGGCACCUUCUUUUGCCUUGGGGGGGGGGGGGGCGUGUGUGUGAGAGAGAGCGGGGAAACUGCCCCACCUCCUGGGAAGCAGCUUAUCUGUGUGUGCCCUGGUCCCAUUGCCCCGGCUGCUUUUGCAGCUCUCUUUUGUUAGUGCAAACAGCAAUGGCAGUUUCUAUGUCUCUUCUCUCUUUUUCUUUCUCUACCUCGCCCCCUCCCCUCCCUUCCUGCACGUGCUGCUUUCUGUCACUCCCUGUUUUCUGCUGCUGCUGCUGCUGCUGCCGGAGGACAAGAUACCUCUGACAUACCGGUCCAUCCUCCGCUCUGAUUGUGGCAAGCUGUCAAAUCCGGGUGGUAUUGCUGAAUUAAGUAUGGGAGGUUUUAACUGAAGAUAUGGGGGCUUAGGAGAGGAGAACUUGUUUCUGCGGAUUCCCCAUUUCCCUCUUCAUUUCUCUUAAAAAGAAUAUCUGUUUCAGUAAUGAUCCCCCCUCAGCUCAAAAUUCGAAUCUUAUUUCAUGGUAAGGAUUUGAGCCUAAUGAUUCAUAGCGACAUUUCGAUUCUCUGCAGCUUAUGGUUCUGGGGAGGAGGACCUUGUAAUGAACGAAGGUGGGGCUAUGAGGUGCUCAGAGGCAAUCCCUUUUUGGUCAGACAAGGAAAUGGCAAAAAAAGAAAAGAAAAAAUGCGUGUGCAGCCGGAUGUAUUAUUGCACACUUACCUGGUGCUUAAAGUGGGCAUAGGACAACAGCGUCAGAAAGGGGAGGAGUGGCCAUAGCACAAUAGUAGAGAAGCUCUUUGCAUGCAUGUGGCUUCUCUCUCUCUCCCAUGUUCUGUCCCCACCAUUUCCAGUUAAAACUUAGGGGUUUGUAGGGCAGGGAAAGAACCUUCUGCUGCUCACAAUAGGCAGUGCAGGGCGAAAAAGGCACCCGUGGUCUGAACUGGUGUGUAAGGUGAAGCUGCUCUUUCGGUGGAAAGAGCUGUGCAUUUAAAAUGUUGACAUGAAACAUCUGAGUCUGAUUUGAUGGGAAUUAAAAAUCUGUAUCCCGUGAAUUUAUUCCACUUUGUGCACUGUGGUAUGCAAAUGUGUAGGAAACACAGGGUGCAUGCAUUUCAAGAGCUGUGAUCCUGAGUAAGUCUCAAGUGGUCAGUCAGUGGGAUUUCCAAAUGUAAAAUGUUUGGAAUUGAAUGAGGAAGAACUUUGACAAGCUGAGGGCUGGGGAUGCAGAGAAGAGGAGGACCUGUUGCCUUUUUAGUGGGCACGGUUGGCAGACCAGGCAUGAGUGAGAGGAGACAGAUGCAGGAACGGAUGGCUUUUGUUCCAUAGCCAAGUGGCAUGCUGGCGGUAGAACCAGUCCGUUUCGAAGCAGACUGUUUUCUUACGAAGAAUGGUUCUGCUCCCUCUUUUAACCCCUGUUUCUGUGGGAGGGAAAGAAUAUGCUUUUCAAAACUCAGGCCCUUUCAGGAUCUGCUGUGCCCCCCUCCCCCAGAAAUUGAAAUAAAAACAAUGAACUUGAGCAGCAGCUGGGAUGUCUUUUGGUCCCCUGCAAGUACAACAAAAGAAGGCAAAACUCUGUUUCUGGCUGAAAAAGCCAUUUAUGUGACUGAAUUGAAGAGACGCCGCUGCCUCUCAUUGUGAAAUUUCCGAGUGUAUUGGCCUUUAUUUUUGCUUUUUGAAGACUUCGUAUGUAGUUUCUUCUUUGUGAUUCAAAAAGGGGGGAAAUUGAAACCACAUCUGAAACCUGUUUGGUGCAUUCAAUGACUUAAUUUAAAAUAAAGGUGCCCUCCCCAGCCAGCAUUGUUCUGAUACAAUGAGAAUAAAAUCCACCACCCCCUCUUUUUGCUUGCAAGUUUGUAAUUGCGACUCCUCCCUUCAACCCUGUCAGUGGGCAAUGAGAACAGUUGGUUGAUGAAGAAUUAACGGUAUUGAAUUACUGCUCAGAGCUCCUGUGAGCUUGUGUCUUCAGCUGUCUCCCUUUUCUCUCUCUUGCUCUUCCUUAUACCGUAUGUCGUAUUUAGUAUACUUGGCUGCCUUAUAAAGCCUGGGAGGCACGCUGCUGAACUGUGGCUGUCCUACAACACAAUUAUGAAGUUCCCUUUCUAUAAUGAGGAGCAUAAAAGCCCUAGUCUGAAAUUCUCUUUGCAGCCCUACAAAACCUUUGAAAGUGGGCUUAAUUUUGCUCGUUGGAGUUAAAAAGUGAUGCUUUAUUUCUACUUUACAGUUUAUUUCUAUUCUUCUUUCAUCUUAGGGACUUGAUUAGACAUCCAAAUAAAUUACUUAUUUUAUCAGUCAAGCACUUGAUUUUACAAAGAUGAAAUUUCACCUGUAUAGCAAUUCAUCUGUAUAGUAGCUGCCCCACUGGAAUAUGUACCAGACCUCAGAACCCUGCAUGAAAUACUGGGACAAGAGAGAGAAGCUUUUGUCUGAAAACUGUAGCUGCAGCCAUGCUUAUAUGCAUCACAGAAAUAUGUGCACCUUGGGCUAGUCACUGUCUCUCCACCCAGCCUCCCUCACAGGGUCACUGAGGGGUUAAAGGUUGGAGGAGGCCCAUGCAUGUCACCCAAAACAUCUGGAGAGAGGGCAAGAUAUAAAUGUAUAUAUAUUUAAAACACAUACCUGUAUUUCUACUAUCCAAAGGGUCAAAUUCAUUUUCACCUUGCUCUACAUUAUUUGCCUCAGUUUGUAGAGUUUACAAAAUAGCCAAAAAGCAAGAUCACAAUCCAUUCUAGGUACAGACUUGAUGGAAACUUCAAGUCCACCAACUGAAAGAGCCACAGACAACCUGAUAGGCAUCUCUGCAGCCAUUGAAAACAUAGGAUCUGCAAACUGUUUGUCAGGUUGAUCUAGACAUGUUAUUGUCAUGUGGGAGGGAGGAUGAUUAUACCCGUUAAAUAAGAGAGACUCAGUAGGGUGAUGGGCUCCUCAUCUUCUGAUGUGGAAAGCAACGAGAAGCAGCUUUGUGCCAUGCAGAAAGGUUAAGAGGUUAUUAAGGCUACUUCUGUCAUUUUGCUAAGCUAAGCUGCUUAACUUUAUCAAGCAAGCUUUCGACUAGAGCAACCUACACAAACAUUAAUGUUAAUAGCUGGGAGUUUGACUCAUGAAGGACCUGUGCUCUUAUCUAGCACAGAGUCUUCUCAUGCUCCCACACUUUACAGAGUGCAAUUGGAAUUGCACAGAACCACUUUUGCAAUUACAAAAGCUCAUUACUUGUACACAUUGGUAUUUAAUUGGAUUCUGCUCUGAGUCUGAGUGUUUUGGUGUAACAUACACAUCAGUUUUCUUCCUUGCCAAUAGCCACUUAAACGGUAAAGGGGCCCCUGACCAUUAGGUCCAGUCGUGGCCGACUCUGGGGUUGCGGCGCUCGUCUCACUUUAUUGGCCGAGGGAGCUGGCGUACAGCUUCCGGGUCAUGUGGCUAGCAUGACUAAGCCGCUUCUGGCGAACCAGAGCAGCGCAUGGAAACGCCGUUUACAUUCCCGCCAGAGCGGUACCUAUUUAUCUACUUGUACUUUGACGUGCUUUCGAACUGCUAGGUUGGCAGGAGCAGGGACCGAGCAAUGGGAGCUCACCCUGUCACAGGGAUUCGAACCGCCAACCUUCUGAUUGGCAAGCCCUAGGCUCUGUGGUUUAACCCACAGCGCUAUGUGUGUGUGUGUGUUUUUUUACUAGAACGAACAUGGUAUAUUAAUAAUGAGCAGGAAGUUACAUAAAACUUUUAUUUAGGUAUGAGCAGUUCCUAGUAGUAAAAAAUCUAUUUUCCUCACUUUGCUGUGGGGAAGUUGUAGAAUUUAUAAAAUAUAGAGUGAAAAAUGUGGUAUGUUAUUUUGUUAUGGGUCUUUUAAAAACAUUUGCAUCAUUAAAGCUCCAUUCAACUUGAAAUUGCAUUGUGCCAGGAUUGCUGUUAAAAACAUAUUUUUCAAGCUAUAUAUACUCUUAGGAGUAAGAUAUGGAGAAAUAGAGAACAUAUUACUACAUACAGUAUUUAAAAUUGUGGAGAAAGAGGUUGAUUUACAUUGAAAUGAUAGAAUCUUUAAAGCUUGAAAUGUGGCAAUUAUGUCGCACGUUCUGUGGAUAUGUAGGAUUAUGCCUAUAUUAUAUUUUGUUGCACAAGUGAUGUUCCUCCAUUCUGGAACAUGGAAUGUCUUAAUAUUCUUCCACAACAGUUGCUGGAGAACUAAAGAUUCUUCUGUGCAUAUUUAAAUUCUUGGGCUAAUUCCCAUUUGAAAAUGCCAGGGGUGUUUAGGGUGAUCAUAUAACUGUCCCAGUAUCUUUAGGAAUCUUUCAUCUCCCCAUCUACAGAAGCUUGAAGAGCUCUUCUUUAUAUUGUGUCAGCAGAUGCUUUCUUGUUUAAGCAAAAGAAAAUUCUUUUGCCCAGUCAUCACAGUAGCAACAGUUGUAGCAAAGCUGGGAUAAACCAGACUAAUAUUCACCCAGCACUUAAGUGAAAUGUUUAUUUGAUGCAUCAAAGCUCCUUGCUGACUUUACUUUCUGUUUGUUUUCUUGAAUUCUACAUUAGAACUUUUUUGAAGUUGCAGAAGAGAGAGUUUUAUUCUGAUCCCAUGCAGAGAAAGUCCAGACAGACCAUUCUCACUUACAUCAUGGAAAAAGCCCAAAUAAUCAACAUUCCUCUGUAUUCCUUAGAUACUGUAGCUUUUAAUGAGAAAUAUUGGGGGGGAAUUGAAGUUCAAUUUCUGCCUUUUAAGGCAUUCUGCAGUGCAGUCUUACACAUUGCUACUAAAUAUAAAGCUCAGUUUUCAGUGAUGGCUUACUCCUAGGUAGGUGGGUAUAGGAUUUCAAUCUUGGGUCUUAAACCACAGUCCUUUAUCAAUUUACUUGGGAGUAAGCCACCAAUGAACUCACUGGGGUUUACUUAUGGGUGGACAGGAUUGCACUGUUAAGCCUUAAAUUAUAAAGCUAUUAUUCCCAUUCUGCUCUUAACAUUCAGAAAAGCUUUUAGGAAGCAUCUUAUUUUGUUAUCAUGGCUAGCAUUUUGAUAGUUAACACAGCAAAGAUACAGACAUUGAACAUGUUAAGGACAUUGCCACCGUACUGGAAUGAGUAAUACAGCAGGGCUAAUGAAAUACCAUUUUUAUACAUGUAUUGAGAAAUCACUAUGAAAGGUUUGAAUGCAAGAGUUAAUGUGCUACUUAAACAUUUUUUUUAACCCUCUGUAGUGGUAAAAAUUGCUUUUAUCUAAAAGCUUGCAGGUAUAAUCCUUUCCACUUGCCAAAGAAACUUCUCGUAUUAUGCAUCUCUUGAGCCACAGUCCUUACAUAGCACACUAACAAAUUGGGGCUUGGCUAGGAUAACUCACCCAAAGAUUGAACUCUAUAUUAGAUUAUACUUUCUUUUGAUCUCCAAAGAAGCUACUGCCAUUCCUUAAUCAUCUAUUUUUGUUCCUGUUUUAUAUUGACCUGUCAUUCCACAGAGAUCAUCUGCAGAAGCUCUCUUCCAAAUAUCUCGCCAUGUGAAGCAAAGUGGGUGGCAACCCAAGAGAUGGUUGUGAUGCCAUAACUUUAGCAUUCCCCCUGCAGAGAGGUUGGCUUGGUUGAUGCCUACAUUGAACCAGCUCAGAUAUCCCAGUAGGCCAUGAUUUAUUGUGAUGGAUGUGAGCCACAGGGAGCAUUAGGCUCACAUGCUCCCUCUCCUCCUCUGGCAUGGCUGUGAGAAGGAGAUAAAAAAACAAACCCUGUGGUUUUGGUUAACCACAGUUUAGCAUUGUUUCUGAACAUGAGAGUUCAUUGUUGGUCUUAAUUAUGGUUUGUUCAGCUUCAAAGCCCAAUGCUUGAAGUUGACUGAUUUUAAGCAAACCAUUGUUAAUAUUAGGGACAGUUUGUUGGGUCUGAAUGAAACAACAAAGGGCAGGUAAUAACAGAUUAAAACAAAAACUUCUAAUCGCCUUCUCAUGGCUGAGCUGGAGGAGAAGUGGGGCGGAGUACAUGAGCCCAAAGCUUUAUCCAUUUGUUCCUAUCACAAUAAACUAUAUAUUAGUUUAAUAUGACAGCUGAUUCAGCUCACUGCUGUAUGAUUCCCAUUCCAUCCUUUUGGAAAACCCAUGGGGCUAGGAUGUUUUCCCUAGUGGGGGGGGGGAGAGUGGUGAAAAACCAUUGUGGGAUGACCAUAUUAAUGCAUCUUAAUAGCUUUUUCACCUGGGAAUAGAUAAAAUAUGCUGCCAUAGUUAAAUUAUAAUAAAAAUGGGUUUAAGCUUGCAUUGUAAGGAAGUCUGCUAUAUGUUUGGGCUCAGCCAUUUCACUGUAAUGACUUACAUAUCGUUUACAGCAUUGUACUUCCUACAGCUGAUAAACUUGGUGUGCAACAUUGCAAUGAAUGGGUAAGACUUGUUUUGACUUAAAAAGCUGGCUGAGAGUCAGAAUUGACGUUGCUGGAUUAUAAGCAACAUGCCAGCCUAUCAUUUUGUGAUGUUUCAGUGGCUUUGUAGAUAAUGAUACCCCUUUAUGGUUUGGAGCUAAUUUCCCCUUAUCUAAAUUAGCUGAUUGCUUGCUCUUCAUUGACAGGUGGAUCUUGUCUCACUAUGCUCUGAGAUUCCCCUUUGACAUUCAUUUCACCUUUUCUUCCUUAAAGCUUUUUGGUCCCCCUCAAUGAGCUAUCUUAGUGCACGUUUAAUUAUCACCUUCUCUGCUUUGCCACUUAAAUAUGGUACUUAUAUUGUGUUUCAUAACCAGACAACAGGAUAUCAUCCUAAAGAUAUUGUGUGUGUGUUAAAUGUUCCUUGGGGAUUGCUAUUGCAACAAAAGAAUCCAGACACUUCUUUCCGUGAUUAGACUUCAAAGCAGCUAUAUUAGGUCAUGUGCAUAACAUAACAUUGGGCAUCAAAACACAACUUCAGUACUUAAGAUUUCUUCUCUUUUAUUUAUUGAAUGUUUCAAAGAAUUCCCAACUAUUUCUUGCAAUCCACCUAAAACUGAUCAAGACCAUACCGAAUCAUCUUGAGGAUAAUCCACAGAAUAUGUCUCUUCUGAUUUCAUGGCCAAUAUUAUCUUUAGUUAUUGCUCAAUAUUGCUCAUAAUUUAUUAGCCAUCUGUUCUUUGUGGCGCAAGUUCACACACCAUCUACCAAUCUGUUAUCCUCCUCAUCCCUCAUCCAUCGUCCUUUGUGGCAUCAUCUAUGGUUGACAGUAGAUAGCACUCAUUUUCUGACUUGUUCAUUCAGACUAAUUGUUCCUCUCAUCUCCUUAUUAGGUAGCCUGAGAGAGAGUGUUCUGGAUUUCCAGAAGGAGCUGAAAUACUUGCCAGUUUGCAUGGGGUGGGUUAGAGAAACAUUUGUUGAAUAAUCCCCUAUACUGAACCUCAUUCAAAAAGGAGGCCCAUAAUAUAUAGGCAGAGCGUAUGUACUUGAGGUGCCCUGUUUUGGAUAGCUUGAAAGUCAGUGGGAUAGGUGGUACUGAACAGCUCUAGAGAAUAAAGGGAAGGCAUGCAGGUAUAAUCUGAGCAGCUGUCCCAAGCACAAACUGCAAAAUGUACUAGUUGACCUCUCAGCUAAUGUUUGGACUUCGAGAUUUGUUUUAUGGUAUAAGAUACGUACUGGUAUAAAUCAGGGAAGAGUGCUGCAAACUAUUGGAGACAGGAGCAUACACAAUUCCUUUAAUUUGUUUGGAUAAAGUGGUUAACUUCAAUCAGGAAAAUGGAGGGGGCAGUGGUGGGGACUCAAGACGUCAGACUGAAUCAACCGUACAGCUUUAUGGGGAAAUGUUUGGAACUGAACGUGUCACUGCAUUUUGAAAAGAACACCAAUAAAUUACACACAUGUGAAUCCACCUCAGUUGAUUCUGGAAUGUAGCAUGUGUGGGGUUUUGUGUUUUUUUUAAUAUGGUAAGGGUACCUGAUUACAAAAUGUGUGAGAAGAUGCCAUGAGUUGGCUAAUACCUUGAAUACAUGGUUUUCUUUCUGAUGUACGUAGUUGUUCAGUCUUCAGUCUGUUUUGUAGCCUGUGUGCCUAUUACCAGCUAAAAACAUAGCUUCUCAAUUUGGAUUAAAGCUGGUUUGGAGCAAAAUGCAAUGUUUCUUAAGAAACAACACAAUAAAUAACCACCCAUGGCAGUGCGCUGGAUGCAGAGUAUACAGGAGUGUGUACACAGCCUUGCUCACUGGUUGGAUGUUCCCUUUUUACACCCAAGUUCUCGCAGCAUGCAAAUUAUUCUAGCCCAUUGAUUAUUCAUACAUUUAAAAAUGUUUUCUGAAAUUGACAUUGUAAUGUUGAUAUCAAGAGUCCUCAAAUACUUAGAUAAUGUUAGGUCUCUGCAUUUUUUUGUUUGUUUGAAAAUGUAAACCCUAAUGUGACUGGUGAUGAUGAUUCAUUUGGAAGAUUAUAUAACAUCCCUGUUCGUAUUCUAAAAAUCUGCCUGCAAAUCAGUUCCAAUCAAAGUUUCCAAUCAAAGAUGGAAAUGAACAUUUUGCUAUUUGGCAGCACUCAUGAAUUAAACUAGUUCUGUGUCAGCAGGGCCUGUUGCAUCAUUGCCAAAAAGGCGAGGGGCUCUCCGCUCCAUACUUCCCAUUGUGUCUCUGUUUGGUGUUUUAGUUGCCUGAGUCCAGAUUCAUAAUUAGAAUAAGAGGCUGGUAUGAUUGGGAGCACAAGGUGGCAAGGUAUGUGAUGGGUGUGAGUCAUGAUGAAAAAAAAGCUGCCCCAAUAUUCAUUAUUAUUUAUUAUCCAAUAGGACAGGGCAAAAAGGAGAGGGGGCACUAUUCAUGGAACACUUGUGAGUUUGCAGCCUUUAUAUUUUUAGAUGAUUAUCCACACUGUAUUUUGCCGCUGCCAGUUUCCCUCACCCCCAAAUGCCUUCCUUAAUUUUCAGAGAAUUUUUACCUUGAGGGGACACACAUCUUUGGGGUGAACCAGAUGCAGAGGAGGGCAGUGACCUAUGACCUUUCAUGGCUGUGUAAAAGAGGCAGUUUUAUCAGGAUCUGUUUUCUCAGCAAGUCUCACCUGCUGAAGUCUGUCUUACAAUCAUGAAAGACUGAAGGAGCCCAGUCUCCUUUCGCAUGUGGUUUCCCUGAAAGAGGCAUGUAACUCAAUGUCAAAUUUCAAUCUAUCCUUACAGCUCACCCCCCCCCCCAUAGUCUUUUGCUUCCUAUUCGUUCUCUGAAUGAGCGGAUUACUUCCUCCUCCUCUUUUUGGGACUCCUAAAUGGAAUCUGAUUGUGUCAAGACCUUUUUCCUAGACUGCUUCAAUAUGGGUUACAGCCACCCAGGAGAAAUCCCCACCCCAAUACCAUGAUAAUUUAGCAGAUUACAGUUGGAGGAAGCUUUUUUUGCAGGAUUGUGUGAGAUCAGGUUCAUAUACUGGAUAAAACUAUACCUUACUGUAGAAAGGUCAUUCAGAAUGCUUCCAUUUUAGUGUUGUCUAAAGCAUCAGCUUCUUUAGUUUCAUAAUUGGAUUUAUCUAUUUACUGCUUUUGUUCUGCUUCUUUCUGCCAGGAUUACGUAGUUGUGGUUUUAUUUUAUUUCUGCAAGCGCCAGUCUGCUGAUCAGUUGUCCUCUUGCUGCAGUGUUGCAAUCUCUGUCGGGGAAUGUUCUGCAAGAAGGCAGCCUUCCACUCACAAGCUGUUCAUUGUCCACUUGUUGCAUCUCAUGAAGCUGGCUCCUGGUUAAGCCUCGUGCCACAAUCCAUUUGCCAGCCUUUAAGGUGCUCUUCAAGGACUCUUAUGUUGGUAUUUGUCACAAAAGGAACCACACAAAAACCUUACAUUCUCCCAUUUCUCAUUUUAUUCUUAACCUGAAAACGAAGGCCUAAUUUCAAAGCAAUGUGUAAUGCUAAUGAGAUCACAAUUGGUUUCGUCACAAAAUCUAAGACGAUAGCAUAGGCCCAAAGAAGUGAAUUACUCUCAAGAAAUGCAGAUGCUGUAACAGUGGACGUAAUCCUAUUACAAUCUCCAGGCAGAAUAAUUUCCAUUGUGUCUCAGUUUUUGGAAAAUAUAAAUUGCUUUACUUUGCCUCUGAGUACCUGUUGAAUGUGAGUUUGACAAGCUAAAGAUUAAUGAAAAAAUACCCAAGGUUUUAAACUGGAAAGAAGGGCACAAUGAAGUAAUUCUACCCAUGUUUAUCUUCCUUGCCUGAUAUUUAAACAGUGUGGUUACAAGGCCAUUUUUUAAAGUUUGUGAUUUGUGUCUGUUUUGUACGCAAGGCCCUGACUCUAAUCUUAAUCAAUUACUCAAUUUACAGGGGACGAACAGAAAGUUACCCUUGAUCUUUCAAUAAAAGGGGCACUACCACACUUCAAAAAGUUGGCUCCAUAUUAGUAAGGACAGAGAGGCUUGAACUUGGUGAAGUGGUGUAGUGGAGAAUGGGGAAGACUAAGAUAAAUACAGUGGUGCCUCGCAAGACGAAAUUAAUUCGUUCCGCAAGUCUCUUCGUCUUGCGAGUUUUUCGUCUUGCGAUGCACGGUUUCCCAUAGGAAUGCAUUGAAAAUCAAUUAAUGCGUUCCUAGGAAACCGCCUUCAGACCAGGUCCGGGGACAGUCUGUCCCCGGACCUCUUCUGAAGGCUGGGGGGGGGGGAGGGCUUUUCUUCCCACCCCCAGCAUUUUAAAACCCCGGGACAGCGGAGGACUUCUCCGCUGUCCGGGCGAUCUUAAAAUGCUGGCGGGCGGCAUUUUAAAAUCACCCCGGGACAGCGGAGGACUUCUCCGCUGUCCGGGGCAAUUAAAAGCCCCUGGGAAGGCAGGCAGGGGGACAAAGACUUUGCCCCCGCCAGCCUUCAGAAGAGGUCCUGGACCUCUUCUGAAGGCGGCGGGGGCGAAAGUCUUGCUCCCCGCCUUCAAAAGCCCUCCGGGACAGGCAGGCAGGGGGAGCAAAGACUUUCGCCCCCGCCCGCCUUCAGAAGGUCUUCCCUCCCCCGCCCGGCUCGGAGCACCGUUCCGAGCCGGGCGGCGGCGGGAGGUCUUCCCUCCCCCGCCCGGCUCGGAGCACCGUUCCGAGCCGGGCGGCGGGGAGGUCUUCCUCCCCACCGCCCGGCUCGGAGCACCGUUCCGGGCCGGGCGGCGGGGAGGUCUUCCCUCCCCCGCCCGGCUCGGAGCACCGUUCCGGAGCCGGGCAGAGGCGGGAGGUCUUCCCUCCCCCCGCCCGGCUCGGAGCACCGUUCCGGCCGGGCGGCGGCGGCAGGUGUUCCCUCCCCGCCCGGCUCGGAGCACCGUUCCGGGCCGGGCGGCGGCGGCAGGUGUUCCCUCCCCCCGCCCGGCUCGGAGGAGCCUUCCGAGCCCGGCGGCGGCGGGAGGAGGUGUCCCCGCCCCGCCGCCAGGCUUCGGAGGAGGUCCGAGGACAGUGGGGAAGACGCGCUGCGCUUCCCCGCUGUCCCUGAGAUUUCCCUAUGGGCUGUCGUCUUGCGAAGCAAGCCCAUAGGAAAUUGCUUUAUGAGCGCCUCCAAAACGGAAAACCCUUUCGUCUAGCGGGUUUUCCGUCUUGCGAGGCGUUCGUCUUGCGAGGUACCACUGUACACAGUUCAGUAGUUGGCAUGGACAAGGGGAACCUAUUUUAAGUUUUCCUGUGCAAACGUUUAAGGAGUUACUAUUUCACCCUUGCUGGCAUACAGAAACAAACAAAUGGGUUGGGGGAUGGGACAUCACACUUGUAGAACACAUGUCUCACAGUAUCCCAUUCUCAUUUUGCUAUAAAGUGAAAGGCUGCAGAGCAGCUUUGCCAGCCAUAAUCGCAACCGUAUUCUCACUUGUUGUCUUUGCCAAUACCACAUAUCACAUCUCAGCCAAUAAAUUUCUGUAUAAAGCCUUACUAAGCUUCUUGAGGACCAUUCCUGAGACUGCCCCUGCUCCUCAACCUUACCUGUAAACCCUUCUACCCUAUAGCCCCACUGAUGAACUAGCAACUGGGGAGUUGCUCAUGAGGACUCCUUUAUUGUUUGGCUUUGGUGUGAGAGGAAAGCAGGAGCUAAAUUGUGAGUGGGUAUAAGACUAGAAUGUGUGUGUGUGUGUGUGUGUGUGUGUAUGUUUGCUGGGAGAUGGAAUAACCUUUAACCUACUGUCCAGCAGUUUGAAUGGCUGAGGUGGUUUUGGGAAAAACUAGGGCAGUUGUAUUGAACGAUUUUCAGCAUCUACUCUGAGAGAAUCCCCUUCCCAUUGGCUGAGCUGGCUUGGGACUUUUUGGCUGCUAUUGCAAUCAUGGGGUUGUUGACAUAUCACUGACCAAAUAAUCCAUGAGGAAGGACAUACGCUUAAGCUGGUCUUUUCUAGCAGGUGGCUGGUUGAUGGUUUGGUGGUGUUUAAUUACCUUGUUAUCAUGGACUGGUCAUUUCCUGGUGAGGUUUAACGUUUGUGGUGCUUGGUGCUCAUUGCUCCCUGCAGGGGUGGAGGACCAGUUAGGACCAUCCAAUCGUGGAAGGUUUUUGUUUUGUUUUAAUUAGGAAGAUUCCUGAACGCUUUGGGAAAUUGGGCAGUUGGCAUGGCUGGCACCCCUAUCAAAGCCCUGGUGUCACUGUGGAAUAGUGAGAUGAAAAGGGCCAGUGGCACAGUUGUUCACGAGUGCUCUCUCCAGCAUUGUGGAUCCUGGAUGGCUCUGUGGUCCCCAGGAAGGCUCUGAGUGAUGGAGUAAGCCAAGUGACUGCUGGAGUACAGGUGGCACAAGUAUUACAGUGAAAACAGCUGAACACAUAAUCAUGCCACCUGUGGGGCAGUGAAGAAAGUUUUCUUAACUAUUACUUGAGUAGCUUUCUAGCACAGCUUUGUGGGCUUGUGGGAAUGUGGGAUCUUCCCCUAAGGGGAGUAGCCUAGAAUGCACAAAAGCCUGCUGUGACUAAUUUGCAAGGCACCUUGAAAAGUCCCUCACGUUCUGCUGGAGCUUAAUGCCACAGAUAUUGUGGAUCAGCUGGAGAUGUCAAGUCUGGUUGUUUGGGAUCAAUUUCAGUAGCUAAAGCUAGAUAACUGUGGACAAGGUGUUUGAAUUUUUUUGGCCUACCACAUGCAAUCCUGACCUUCCUGUCAUAUAAGGGUUGGGGGUUGCCUGGGUUAGGCUCAAGAGCUGUAAAUGCCAUUUUUGUGAGAGACAACUGUAAUUUGCCUUUAAAGGAAGUGGUGGUGUGUCCCCUUUUCAAGACACCUUCUCUGGAUCCAGAAGCAAGUGACAACUACUGCCAGUUGCAAACAUUUCCUUUUGGGGAAUGGUUAUUAUCAAGAGAGUGGUGUCUGUGCAGCGUCAGGAGUCUUUGGAGGAAGCCGAUUAUCUAGAUCCAUUUCAGUCUGGCUCCAGGCCAGAUUUUGGCAUUGAAAUGACUUUGGUGGCCUGUAUCAGGGAGGACAAAGAGAGUUUGAGCUUGCUUAAUUCUCCUUGAGUUCUUGGCAGCUUUUGAUACCAUCAAUUAUAACAUCCUCCUGAACCAUCUCAGUGGAUGGGAGUAGGGAGCACACUGUUAUAGUUGUUCCAUUUCUACCUGCAGGACUGGUACCAGAAAGUAGUAAUGGGCGACUUUAGCUUAGCCCCAUGGCAGUUGUGCUGCCUGUCCCCCCCCCCAUGCCGAUUAAACUCUUAUUCUUUAGUUAUUAGAUUUCUAGUCUAACUUUCUUAUCUAAGGAACUGUUGAGAACAUUUGUUAAGGGGUUUGGAGUGAAGUUUCACCAUUAUGCAGAUGACACCCAGCUCUGUUUCCCUUGUCAUCUGAACGGGGGGAAGAUGUGCAGUUGCUUGGUCAGUGUUUGGCCUCUUGUUGUGGUGUUUACCUCUGUUCAAGAGAAGGCCUCAUUAGUUCAGUAGGCCCUAACUGUUUAACUAAGGUAGCCCCCCUUUUGAGUUGUGACUCAUUGGGUCUUCUGCCUCUUGACUUGGAAAUGUCUUGAUUCAACACAUGUGGACAUCUAUACCCCGGGCACUUUUUCAUAUUAUCUUCCCUUCCCUUACACUGAUUCAUCCUUCUGAUCCAACUUUGGAAGUAACUUUUUAAGGGUUCUGAGAGUGAUUUAUGUAUUUUAUAUGCAAAGUCUUUGUUCAGUUGGCCAUGCAAACAAAGAAUGACAGCUGCAAAGUAGGCAAUUUUUAAGUAAACAAGUGCAUAUUAAUUUUCAUGAACUUCUGAGAAGAUCUCUCUCUGUGUAGAACUAUCAUAAUUGAGGAUAAUUGUCCUCACACUGCGUUGCACUUCUGGUAUUUUGUGUUAUUGUACAAUGUGACAAGACUUGUAGUGGUGGUAAUGAGGGGAGGUUUCAACUAAUGUACAAAACCUCUAGAAAAAUGUAAUUUCCUCAGCAUACCUGUGCAUAGAUGUAGAUUCUGGGUGUUCUGGCUCAAUAAGAAAUAGUAUAAGCACCUCUGCAUUUGAAGAAGAAGAAAAAAGCUAAUCAAGAGCUCACUUUUAAAGAUUUUGUCCUUUGAAUAAAGCAUGUACCAAAUUACUAUGCUCUCCGUUGGCUUCCUUGCACAAUCUCUCCUCCUCUCCGCCCCCAUCACUGCCUCAUGAAUUAUGGGAUCAGCCUAUGCCUUCUGGAACUGGAGCUAGGAGGUAGUCACAGGAUUUUUGUAUGCCUCUUGUUUGAGAUUCCUAUUUCACAUGCUUGCUUAGGUGCAUGUUUAUACAGUGCAAAGCAACAGGCACCAAAGCUAUUGCUUGUAUACUGUCUUAUAUUUGGGGCAGCUGAGUGUGGGGAAAGUACAUAUUUUCUAAGAAAGGUGAAUUUAGCCUACAAAGCGUCCCCUAUAUUGAGUCAGAGGCCAUUAAUCCCUCUAGCUCACUUUUGUCUAUUUAUUUGAUGCCUGUAAAAUGUCUAAAAGUGAUUUCCCAGCAAGAACAUCAGGAAUGAAACAAUUUAAAACAAUUCCAUAUGCAAAAAACAAACUCAUAUGUAAAAACGAUUAAAAACCAUUCCAUGCAUAAAACAAUUUAAUAUGUAAAACCAUUUUCAAACCCACUACAGAUUUAACCUGGGAGAAAUAUCUCCAUGUAAAAGGCUUGUUGAAAACCCCAGAAGCACAAUAGCAACAGCACCUGUCUGAUGUGUAAUGGGAAGGAGUUCUAAGGGGCAGGUGCCACCACAAGCCCAGUUCUCCUAUCCAACAGAAUGCAACUACUGAUAGGAUGGUAUCUGCAGGAGGACUCUCCUGCAGAGUGCAGCAGUUGUUUUUUUUUUAUGAAAAAUACCCAUUCUUCCACUGAGAAGAGCACACAAAUGCUGCAGAAAAGGUGAAAGAGAAGACAGAUCAGUUUUAUGGAAGGCAAAGGAGCCUUUGAGACCUGCAUUCAGUAGUAGUGGUCAAUACACUGGGGAACAUUCUAUCCUUACACUCCCUCCCUGCUGUAGGCACACAACUAAGUCCUCCCAGUGGUGUGGAGCCAGUGGGACCAAUUGUUCCUUAGCUCUGGUAUUUUAAGCCCUGUAUACAUUUGACUGUAAGCUGUGCAUUCCUUAAUAAGAGAAUUUUUUGCUGAGGAUAUUAGCAGCAUUUGGGGGAUGACGUAAGUGAAGUAUGUUACUAGAACAUUUCUUAGCCUCUGAAGUAUAUUCUGUUCCUUAUGUUUUCCUGUGCCUCUUGCAGAGCCUGCCAGGAUCUCCCACUUAUCUUCUGCUCAAUGUAUCAUCUGUCCUUGUAAAUGCUUAUCAGAGCUUUUGAUCCUUCAAGGACACUUUGAUUAGGUUUUUGUGUACAGAUAACUCAGGCCAUAAUUUUCCAAAUGAAAGUUUUCACUCCCUUUUAAACACUGACAGAGAUGUUAUUUCCUGAUGGGCAGGUGAUGGUUUUGUGAACUCUGAACUCCUCCACCUUCAGCUAAUGAUGGUGUGGUGUAGCCAGUCAUAAAGAUAGGUAUUAGAUGAGAGGAUAAGGUGGCUGAUGCUCUCAUUCUGCUUGGCUUGAGGACAGAGCAGCAGUUCUUAACAGUGCAAUCCUGCAAAUGUUUGUUCAGAAGUAAGUCCUGUUGUUUUCAUGAGUGCUGGAUUAAACCCUGUGGAGGACCGACUCUAGGCAGUUCAAAUCUCGGGGGGGGGGGGGGGGGGGGGCUCGCAAAUUAUCUCAAAGCUUCUACUUGGCUACUUGCGAAUAUUCUACUAGGAUCUGGAGUUGGUGGGAACUCGCGACACACACAGAAAGGUUUGUAUCUGGAGGUUUCUCAUGCGUGUGCUCUAGUUGGAUAACAUUGAACUAAGAAAGUUUGAUUGUAAUUUUCUUUCAAGAUCAAAUCAAUACUAUUUUGAUCCGUUGUUGCAGUGCCUCUAGAAAGGCGUGGGGCCGGUGCCUACUCUGCCUUUUUGGUAAUCCAGCACUGGUUUUCAUUGAGGCUUACCCUCAGGUAAACGGCUUUAGGAUUGUAACCUCUAUUCUUUUUCUAAAAUUGAAGUAGCCACCCACCUGAUGUCAUUGUGAUGUCAGGUUACAAAUUUUCUCUUGCCUGCACACAUCCUACCUGACGUUGCAUACAGGGAAGAUGGGCGUAGGGAAUUAGGACCUUGGAAUUAAGGCUGUGGGUUGGAGGUUCCCCAUUGCUGUUCUAAACUAAUCCCCCGCAAAUAUUACAACAAUUCCUCAUAGGAAAGUUUUUCCAGCCCCCUGAUAAUUUUGGUUGUCCUUUUCCAGUUCCGCAAUGUCUUCUUUGAGGUGCAGCAACCAGAAUAAACUAAAAGCACAAUAAACCAAGUGGGAUUACACCAUAGAUUUGUAUGAAGAGUGGUUUUGUUUUCAGUUCCUUUCCUAAUGAUCCCUGGUAUGAAAACUGUUCUUUGUCACUGGGAACUUGCAACCAGAAUCCUCUAUAGAAACUAAAGCCAGACAAAGUAAACCAGAAGUGAAACUUUUAAAGAAAGAGUGGAAAUGGCUCUUGGUGUGACACAGGGAUACUGUAGUUUCUUUUACAGCAGAAAGAUUUCCUUAGUGUGGUAAACAUUUGGACACACAAAUAUAGCCACGUUUACAUCCUUCCUUUUUUUACAUACUUAAGAGAGGUAGGUUGAAAAACCCCCCCAAAACCUUUUCAAACCUUUACUUCCUGCUUCUCUGUGUGGUUAGAAAUGGUUUGUGGAAGCCUUUAAAGUUUCUGCAUAUAUAUAUUUUUCUUAAUACAAAUCAGCAACUUAACUUAAUGUUCUUUCAAACUCUCAGUUGCUAGUGAUCUGCAUCUCAGAAACUUUUUCUCGAAUUGUUCCCCGAGCUUAAUUCUUGAUAUAUUAAAGACUGAAACCCCCUUCAUUCCUGAUCAUCUUGUACUGUUGUACUGUCGUGUGUGAUUCAUUUUUAUUGUCUGCUCUUUAAACUUUAUUUCUGCAGUUACUGAGCAUUUGGGGUGUUUUGUUUUUGUGUGUGUGGUGCUUACCAAAAAGUCUUGUCAUACAGUUUGUGUAUGUGUGUUUUUCAAAGGUAGAGAGAUGCCAUUUUCUGCAUGACUGUCAGGACUCAUUAGACUCUGCUCAUCUGCCUAAUAGGCUUCUGAGAAGCAAGUUAGCACGUGGGUUGAAUGUGGCAAAAAAAUUAGCUUUGGUUUGUUUCCUAAAUGUGAAGCAUUUUGCUCUAAAUUUGAAUAAUUUUCUGUACAUAGACCAGCUUACAGUAAGUAAUUUAAUCUCUAAAACUAUUAGUAAUGUAGAAGUCUUGUUUCUCCAUAAAGUUCCCCAUAUAGCUAACUUUUAUUUAUAUCAAAUGGCAAAUCACUCUGCUUAUGUUUUAAUAGUUUGUUGUGGCGUUUUGAGUUGCAAGAUGAAUAGAUGAUUAAAAAGAACUGAAAUUAAGCAAAUAAAAGCAGUUUAUAUAUUGGCUGUGUUAAUUUAGACUACAUAGUAUGCUAUUUAUGAACAGAUGCACUCUGUUAGCUGCAGAGGAAUAAUAAAUUUGUACAUCGUUUAGAAGAACUGGUGCAGUGCUGAGAGGAAAAACAGGCUGGUGGAGUAGAAAAAUUUCAUACAGUAGUUCCAUCUCCUCCAGUUUCUUGAGGACUACUGUAGACAUUAUGCUUACUGCAUGUUUGAGGGUAGCAGAGAUAGCCUCUUUGUGACUGGAGCAACUCAUUAUGUGACUUUCCUUAAUUGUGUGGAGUGUUUUACCACACCAGCAGCCCCUAGGAAUAGACAGUGUUGGCGUGAGAGCUCUCCACACAUUGGGGAGACUCAUGGGAUUAGUGGUUCCAAACAUUACAGAUGCACAAUGGGAACCGGCAAUCUUGAACACCUGAUUCAAUCUUCCCGUGCUCUCUGUAUGGGUAAGUUUUUAUGUGUCUCUAGCUUGGCCCUUUGUCCUUUCAAUGACAGGGAGACUUCUGACAGGAUUAACUUGUAUUUGUUGUAUUUGUGUCCUGCCUUUCUUCCAGCAAAGCCAAAGAAGCACUCUAGUUUGAAAACAACCUUGGGCGUGAGAGUAAUUUUGCCAAAGCCACACACCCAGUGAGCUUCAUAGAAGAGCAAGGAAAGAUUUGAGUUUCUGACAUCCUUACCCAGCCCUCUUUAUUUGCCCCAGCUCUCUCUCCCAUGCAGCUACCCGCCCUGGGAACCUAUGGUGGUAAGAAAUCUUAUAAAUGAAUGAAUCUGAUGAAGCAUGCCUCUAAAACUUGCUGGGCUGUUAAAAUACAGGCACAGUCCUCAAGGCCAGUUCUCGGAAAGAGGCUUAGUAACAUCAGUGGGAUUGCCAGGGAAAGUGCUCUGAAUGCACAGGAUGUGACAUAAGCAAUGCUGAAAAGCCUGUGUGGGUGCAUUUAAACAGCUUGAUCCCACUGAUGUCAAAGGCAUAAAUACAUUAGGUGUGUAAAUAAAAGCCUUGUUGAAGACGAUGGCAAUGGCCUCCACUGCUGGUUGAAGAUAGGGUGAUUUGUAAGUGCUAUACAGAACAAGCUUCAAAAUCAAUGCCUUGGUUUGUCAGCGUCACACUGAGAAACCAGAACCAGGGUUACUGACCUCAAGAAGGAACAACAUCUCCUAUUGAUCAUUCAUGACAUUUUAUCCAGCCCUUUAAGGUAAACUGCUAGGACUCUUACGUUACACCCCCUCUCUGCACUGACUGUCUCUCUCCCUUGAGACAGGAAGAUUGAACCUGAGACCUUCUGCUCUACCACUGAGCCAUGACCUUUCCCCAUAGUCUACACUGGCAUUUUAAAAUGAGUGGGACAAUUAAAAUAAAUAUCCACCACUGUGUCCUGGUAGCAGCAUAGCAAUACCAUACUCGGUAGGUAAUACAUUGGAAAAUUCCACUCCCAGGGAAGGAAUUAAACAAACCUUUUAGUGUUCAAGGGGUACAGCUUGGCUAGCAGAGUAUAUUUUCUAAGAGAAGAAAAUAUAUAGCAAUCUGCAUAAUACGUACAGGUCUCAGAGGUUUGCAGCAGUAGAAGCAGAGAUCGGGGUUUCUGUACCUAAAAGUUAGACACAAACAAUCACAUUCCCAAGCUCCUCUAAAUGGUUACAUCUGGUUCUGUUGCGCUGUGACUCUUCCCUUACUGAGAUCAGCAGAGGCACUUCAUUUUCCUUUAGAGGCCCUGAUGCAUUUUGUCUGAACAGUAUAAAUGUUUGUCAGUAGUUCAUGGUUUGUUUUAUUAAUUCUAAGAGGGAACAGCUGAACUCUCACGUCCCAGAGGUGCAACAGCUGUGUGUUAUUGCCUAAUAACCUUCAUCUCAAAAUUGGCAGUUUUCUCAAGAAACGCCUUUCCUUUGGGCACUUAUCUUUAGACUCAUUAAUGCAUGAAUAUGUUUCAGAAGCAGUCUUAUUGUAUUAAGUGUACUAAAACUGACUAAAAUCUAAAACAACCACCCCAUGUGUGGUGCUCUGUCUUUUGACUGUUAGCCUUGCACUUGCCUGUUCAUGAAUGUGGAGCUAGAACAAAACAUGGCAUGGUUCUACUUAGCUAUGCAGACCAGCUGUAGAAACAUGAACAAUCCCCUCUAAAGUUAAUCAGACUUCCAGCAUGCCACAGUCUGACGCAAGCAAAAGUAAUGGGGUUGCCAUACCUAAAUGACACUAUAUGAGGUUGGGCCAAAUUGACCCAAAGGUCUUUACAUCUGUUGGCUUUUUCUCCCAUUGUGGCGUCAGCAGUUUGGUCAUGUUCACUUGGAAAUAAGUCCUGUUAACUCAUUGGGACUAAGAAACAGAGGUUUACAUCCUGAGUUGCUCUGAUGGAAGAGGGUUGGCAGAAGAUGACUUAACCAUCCCUCCUAUCUUCUGCAGGCCCCUGCAAAACUGCUCAUAGAAGGUUCCUCCACCUGAUUUUUAAUUGUCUCCCCCUUUCCAUUACCACCUCACAUGCCACAGACCACUCCAUUCAGGAGGACCCUUAAAUCCUCAAAAGAGGCUUUUCAGUGGGAGGAAUUGAUGGAAAAUCCCCAUCUUAUGCCAACCUUCUGGCUGUGCUUCUCAGGAUCCAAUCCAGGCUAUAAAUCAGUAGGUAUUGGCAAUAUUUAAUAGGAACAUGACAGGAAAAUGUUUGCACCCAGCCAAGAAAUGAAAAUUAGAACUCAUUGAGCAUCAUUUAAAUUGCUUAGAUUUUUAAACUUCAUUUGUCAUUAAAAAUAACAUUUGAGUGGAAGUCAUAUAAUGUUUCCCAGAAAGAUUAUUAAUCAGUAAAGAGGAAAUAUGGCAGCAUGCUAAUUUCACACGAGAACUUCAUAGUUGAACUGAGAUUUUAACCACGGGCUUCAGGUUUAGAGCAUAAGAAUCUUCAACCUCUAUAAUAUUUCAUAUGUAGCAGAAAUAUGUCAAAGAUUUUACCGUUCCGUUGGGGAUACUGAAAUGAUAGACAAGGGUUUUUUGUUUUUGUUUUUAAGAAGCAAGACAUUAUGACACAUAAGCGGAUCAGUGGUAACCAGCAGAGCCAAAUAUGGGGUGUAGAGCUGUGUUCACAUUUCUUGCCCACUGACCACCGAAAGCUGAAUCUGAAUGAGAUAAGUUAAGUCUGAUUCUUGCCCUUUCAAUGGGGCUUCUCCAGGUGACAUUUGUGACACAAUGGGGGUGUAUUUCCACAACCUCUAAACGCCCUUCGGGGAGGGGGGGAGAAUAGGCACUGCUUGCAUCCACCCACAGAACUCUAGCCUGCCCUCUUCCCCCUGCUGCUCCUUUCAAUUAAGCUUUAAUGAGGCCAGGGUUCUAGUGUAAGACGAGCCACCUUUUUUCCCUUUGGCAAAGUAGGCAUUCCUAAUAGGUGUUUUGUAAGAGAGCCAUUUCAGCGAAUUGCUUUCUUUAGCAAAGGCGUAACUUGUGCUUGAAACUUCAGCAGCUUUUGUAUUUUUUUGUUUGCUUGCUUUUUCUGGUGACAAAGGAUGAUUGUUUUUACGUCAAAAGGACGGCUGUCUGUCCCUGCACUCUGGAAUAACGUUAAUUUUGAGUUUGAUUAAAGUGAAGUAUUUCCCCCCCACCGUCUCCUAUAAGAACACACAAAAACCCCUGCUGGAUUUGAGGCCUAACUAAUUUGGCAUUCUGUUCCCACAGUAGCCAGUCAGAUGCCUCUGGGAAGCCCAAAAUGGGACUUGAGCACAGUAGCCCUGUCCUGCUGUUUGCCCCCCACCUGCUGGUAUUGAGCUUCUUCUCUUCUUCUUUGGUGACCACUUGUGGCAGAGUAAGAUUGUCUUCCAUGAACACGGUCUUAACAGUGAGUCUGUAAGUGACUGUGGAGGCCAAUUCUGGAUCCACAUGUCCUUCCACAGUGUGGACAUAGGUUUCUGGGUGGGAGUUGAUCAUGGUGAGGGUUUGCCAAACAUGCCUUCCUCUUAGGACGCAUACUGUGGUAUAGUGAUCAUGAUCAGUAGCCACUGGUAGCAUUAUCCUCCAGAAAUCUUUUUCCAUUUUGUACAAAUAGAGGUCUGAAAAGGAGUUACUUUUGCAUCAUGCCGUGAAGACUGAACAGCUGAGCUUAUUUAGAUGCAAGAUAAAGGAUUCUAAAACUGCAAUCCUUUUGCACCCUUAGGUGAAAGAAAGCUCCAUUCAACACAGUGGGACUUACGUCCAAACAAAUACGUAUAGGAUUUUGCUGCAAAAGAACUAUUGCACCCAACAAGUCUAUUUAUAGUGGGAGGAAUUCCACUUUGCAUUAUGCCAAACAUUCCAACAACACAAAUAUUUCAGCUUGCUGGAUGGAAUGACCCCCCCUCCUGCUGUGUGUUGUUCUGCAGGGGGUUAUCCUGACCCACCCCCAGCUAAUUUUGGGGGGUGCAGUGGAGGAGAGAAGGGAAAUCCCUUUUGUGCAGGGCUUAAGAAUUAAGAAGAAUUGCUUACGGUUAUUCCACAUUUUGAACUAUUCCCAUGUAUGCUACUAGCAAAUUCAAGAGCAAUAAAUUCAACAGAAGAAGCUGUAUCACUCUGUUGCAACAAAUCCCAAAAAGUCUCAGUAUAGUAAGAGAAAUUAUGGGUGAAUUUGAGUUAUAAGCUUUUGUGAACUAGAGCCCACUUGUAUUUAUUUGCCUUUGAAGUGUCACAAGACUUUGUUGUUGGGGAGGAGAGGCUGUAGUUUUGUGUGUGUUUUGCUCCAUAUACUUGGCAGAGCUGAGGCUGCACACAUUUAAUCCUUGUCCUAGAUCCAGCUUUCCAAAUUGCAUUUCAGUAGUUCUGGUUUGUAUGUCUACAAAGACACCACUAUUCCAUUCUUGAAUAAUGUAUGCACAUUAUAAUUUGCCAUAUGGUGAGAUGCAAGACAGCCUGGAGAAGGAGCACUUUUGGUCCAUUUGACAGGGCAAGGAUAGCUGUGUUGCAAGUCUGUUGCAGCAAAAUUCUUGUGGUACUGACAAAGCUUAUUAUGGCAUAAGCUUUCAUCUGAAGCAUCUGGUGAAGUGGGCUCUAGUCCAUGAAAGCUUAUGGCACAAUACAAUUUGUUAGCCUUCAAGGUGCAACAAGACUUUAUGUUCUUGUUCUCAAUGCAUCCUCUUUUGCUGUUUCUUGCAGCAUGUGUAACCAUAUGGUACUAUUUCUUAAUUCUUCACGUGGGUGCCAUAAAUGGACAUAGUGAUUUGGCCUAAAUAACAAUACUUAUUUCUUCUUCUUAGCUUUUGCAGAGAGGCCCAGCUGAAUUGUGUACUGAAUUGCAUUUGCUAAACUCCAUUUUAUCUCUGCCUGAAAUCCUAUGACCCAUGGACGUUUUCUAGGGAAAGAAUCCUCUUCUGAACUAUAGAUAUGACAAAUAUGAUAUGUUGUUGAGAUAUUAACCUUUUGCUGUAUUUUAUUGUUUGAAUUUUGGGAUUGCCUUUGCUAGUUCUUGUGAGAGCCUUUUGGGACAAAAGGUGGCACAGAAAUAAACUAACAUAACAAGGAGGAAAGCUAUGUAUCUCCCCGCCCCCUCGCCAAAUUAACUAUAAACAGUCACUGUUCUACACUCCCCCCCCCUUCUCUUCUGCUCUGGAUUUCAUGGAUUUCAUCUUUGAGAAGUGCAGUUGAAUUAUAUACAGUCCUGAUAGCUGUUAAAAAGAAAAUAAUUGAAGAGCAGUCCACUCAUUAUUUACCUUUCUCACUCAAUGCAUUCCUUCCAAAGCAUUUUUCUCCUUUAUGCCAGAGCCUUGUUUAAACUGUGUGUAAAUAAAAAGUGAAGCACCAGAUUGCAAUCCAGCAGCAUACUGGGAGCAGGGAUGUUGAAAGCAGCUGCUUCCUAGAAGCCACAGUUUCUUGCUCGCUCUGAGAUUUGUGGCUGUCUCGGAAAAGACCAGAAGCCCUGAAUGCAUGGCCCUUGUUAAGUCUGCUGCUAACUGGGUUGCCAUCUUGCUUACGUGAAUUUAAACAUCCCUGUGAUUUCUUAUUCCCCACCCCAAUUUUUCUGUAGCACAAUGGUGGUUAAUAAACACUAUUUCGUAGUACAAUCCUAUCAGGGCUGGCAAAGUGAGGCCUUGGGCAGCGGAUGUUGGGGCCAUUCUCCUGGCACAGCCCAUCCUACCACAAAUUAGCCCCCAACCCAAGUGUUGUGGAGGUUGCUAUCCCUUUACUAGGGUGAUUCAGCUGUCAGUCCGGUUGUCUUCCAUAUGUAGAAGGGGGAAAGAGUUUCAUCUUGCCCUUGACCUCAAGCAGCAAAAUGCCUUAGGCCUGAACUCCAUGCAUUCUUACUCUGAAGUAAUUCUCGCUAUGUUCAGAGGUAAAGGUCCAUAGGAUUUGCAGCCUUAACGUCUCAUUUACUUUGUGGUCUUUAACUUUGACCUUGCAGAAUUUUCAUGAAGUAGCUAUUGCCCACCAAGGAGGAACUGACCCAUUGACCUGGCUUUCACAACACUGUGGGCUCCUGGAAAGGAAUGUGCAGCUUCUUUUACUCCUCUUUUUUUUAAAACAACAACAACAACUGUGCUGUGUUAAACAAAGGUUUCGCUUACUGUGUUGCCUAUGAGCCCCGAGCUUGCGAUUAAGCUCUCUUCUUGCUAAUCAUGACCUUAAGCAGGAGUUCCAGUUCAGAUGACAUGCUAAGCAAAAUCAUGACUUAGUUCAGCACAGUUCAUCAGAAAGAAAAACAGACUGGGGAGAAGCAAAAGUGGCCAUGAGCAAACUUCAGGAGCUCCUACAGUCAACGCUGGUUUCCUCAGCCAAAAUUCAGCAUGUGUUAUGGGAGCCAGCUCUUCAAAAAGGAGGCACGUUAACUCAAAACCCCCUGAAAGCCUUAUGGCCAUGGCAGCUUCUUCCCAGUAUACUUUGAGAAAUGUACCCUUGUUAGGGUGCUUGGAGUGGUCUGUUAGUAUUAGGAAGAUGGCAGGCAGGAAGCUAAUAAAUUCCCUGCAGGAAUUUGUUGCAUUUACACAACAUUGUCAUUGUUAAUCACAGUACGCGAAGCACUUUGUAUAAAUGGUAAAUAUUAACCCAUUUAACUGGUUGGAGACUAAGGGUGAGAGACAGUGACAUGGAGAAUCCAUAACCGCAGUAGAAUUUAAACCCAUCUCUUUCAGUUAUUCUACAUGGUGUUCAAUGGCCAUUUUGAAUAUCAGACAAAACUGUCACCCAUGCUGAGCUGCAGUUGCUUUGUUUUAAAGCCUUUCAUUUUCCUUUUUUUUUUUUUUUUGGUAAUUAUUUAGCAAUUAGUCUUCUGGUGUAACACGGUGACCCUUUGUGCCUAUAGGGGAUGGGAUGGAUUUCCUGCCUUCCACAGACAACGAUUCCACCCCUCACCUUGUUCCUGCUUAUGUAGAAAACAACCAGCAUGUGAAUAGUGUUCAAGUUAGCACACCCUUUCCAUGACCCCAAUACAUCUGGGUGAUGGGACAGAGUGAAACAUGUUGUUACCCAAUAUUUUUUAUGAGUGCAGUGUGGGGGCAGGGGAGAAAAGAUAAUUGCAUCUAAUUUAAAACCAGAUAUUCCGUAGAUGCUCCUGCAAGCUUAGUGACAUAAAACGUUACUGCUAGUUAUUACACUAUACUGUUGUUUUGGUAUUUGCACAUGCAAAAGCAGAAGUCUAUCUGCUCAUCUACCUUAUAAUGUUGUAGUGUUACUAUGGCCUUCUGAAAAAUAUAUUUAAUAUUCUGGGAAAUGGAGGCUAGAUGGAAUUAUAUUUCUGUAUAAUUUUAGUUAGCUUUUAUAAUAGAAAUGAAUUGUAGAACUCGGGUAUGAUGCUAGCUGGUAAGAGAGAACUGGGGAGGAAUCGUAUAGUUUUAGUCAUUCUGCAAGAAAGGAAAAAUUGAUAAGAUAGGUUUAUGUAAGGCAACAGGAUUGUAGCAUCAGCAAUUUGAGCUGAGGUCUGUCUUUUAUUAUGUGUUGUGCAAUACGUUGACACAUAAUUUUUAGAUGCUAAUACAACUAUCAUAUUUAGCACUUAAUAUAAUAUCUUUGGACAUACUUCUGUUGUGGAAUACUGAAAACUGAUACUAGAGCCAGUUUUUAGAAGAUUGACAGUUUUUGGAAUACUAUUUUUUCCUUGAUCUUUUGAGUUCAGACCAUGGCAGGCUCUUGGGAAAGGCACAACAUAACAGUGGCUAAUGAACUGGGCAUCUGUUGUUUUGGAACACUUCUCAUAUGGAAAACUAGCAACCCACUCCUGUGCGUGCUUACUCAGAAGUCCCACCACGUUCAGUGGGGCUCACUCCCAAAUAAGCCUUCAUAGGCUUGCAGGCUAAAUGUCAAAGGGAUAGUAUAGUGUCCAAGCCAAAACCCCACCUUGGAAUAAAAUCAAAUUGAAAUUGGGGGUGGUCAGGAAAAUUGUGUGUUUCAAAUUUAUUCACUGUGGGUCACACCAGCCUCCAUUAGUAGAUUCUAGUGGUCCACAGUGCUGCAACAUGUUUGCAGAGCAUAUUAAUGAGUAUAGUCUAGAAACUGACAGGCAGAUUUAAAUGUAGUGAGAUUAAUUGCCUGGCUUGGUGACAGCACAUUUUUCUUUGGCUAUGGCUUGAAGGUGUGACCCAAUGCUACCUCCUUUAUUUUCAUACUUCUGAUUCCUUGCACAUGGACGAUAUUUCAAAAAGCUUUACUGUUGCAGUAAAUGUAAGGGGAAAGGAACUUGGGUGUCAAAUGACUAUGAUCAAUUGCAGCAAUCUGAACAGCUUCCAAGGCUUCCAUCUAUCUAUCAGGCAGUAGCUUUUAUACUAUUUUGGGGGGAUGAGGGAAUUGUAGCAGACUAAACGUGACUUAGACACUAUGCCUUCUCUGUCCAUCUUUUAACUCUCACCUACCAGAUUCUAAAAACAUGGUAUUAAAGAUGGAGGCCUCUUGACCCAAACUGAAGGCCACUUGAUGCUCUCUUUUUUCAAAAACAAAGCAAAACACCUGACCUUACAAAGAUUCAUUAAAAAAAACCACAGAACCUAAACAUAACCAAUGUUAUGUGAUGCUUACAAAUUGUUUGGAUGUUACACAAAAUGGCAGUUGAGGGUGCACAGCCCCUUCUUCCAUCCAUCCUAUGUUGUUCCCAAAGCCAUCUUAAGAUUCUCUGGCGAGCUACUGCAAGCCAUAGGAGGCUGAGAUGGAAAUUGGCCUGACUCAUUGCAAAAGACCUUCUCAUAGCUGUACAGGAAAUACUUGUCAGCGGUUCUGGUUUAAAUGCUGUUUAACUUGCAGAUGAGAGAAGCAAAACCUUCAGUUAAAUUAAAGAGCUACCUCCCAAGAGAACUUGAAUCGUAGUACAUAUUGCUGAGGAAAAAUAAAGCACAGGCUAGAAAGCUGUAUUCUAUAAACUCUCCUGUUAGCUGUAUCGCUGAUAGUUAUAAUGUACCAUUACAAUAUUAUUUUGUGACUGACUAGCUUUGACGGCCAGUGAAAGUACAUAAUCUAAAACCAAGUAUCAGCCGAUAGUCACAUAAAAGUGGAAUGUCAUAAUCACUAUUGCUAGCUACACUUUACUUGUUAGUUUGGGGUAGCUUGUGAGGUGGAAGUGAGAGAGCUGGGAAGAGAAGUGGGGGGAAACAAUAGGAACCAACAAAUGCUGAAGGACAAGCAGUUUUUUAUUCAAAUUAUUUAUAGAAACAUAUUACUUGCUUAAGUGAGUGGCAGAUGGACCAGCCUCUGUGCUUUGUGUUUCUAAUAUUCUGUUCAUCAGAAGUUAGAGCUGUUCUCUACUGCAGUGUCAAUUUUGUUUGAUAGACUCCAAAAGCUUUGUAGAGCAGGGGGUGACAACUUUUUUGAAUUCAUGCACACAUCUGAUAAUUUGUGGGGGAAAGCAGCACAAAACCUCUUGUAGGCACCACCACAAAAUGGCUGCUGUGGGAUCAUGGUUAAUAAUGAAGGACAAGUAACUUGCCUAUGUAACUGAGUACAAGGCAGAGCUGGUGACCGAGCCCCUGAAUUCGUUAGUUUGAUAAGUCUGGUGCAGAAAGGAACCCCCUGGUGCUCAUGAACACUGUGUUGUCUUAGAGCUGCAUCUCACCCCCACAUUCUUUUUCUCUGAUAUGGGCAAUGGGCGGGGAGGAAUUGUUACCGUCCCUUAUCAAGAAUUAUGUCACAGACUGAUGGAACUUGUAGUCUAAAACAUCUAGAGGGCCCCAGGUUGGGAGAGGCUGGUUUAAGGUUUAAAUUAAUUAUAAUUCAUGGUUAAAAACAGAAAUUAUUCUAUUUAAAUUUAAAACAGAAAUUAUGAAAUCUCAUUGCAGCUGCACCAGAGGAGCAGAAGGAAAGGAGAAAUAUACAAGGUUAAGUCUUGCUUUUGUUUUUUCAUGUAGCAGUAAACUGUGGUAUAGCAUUAUGCCUGAAACAGCCCUAUGUAAGCCCUUGAGAAUGGACACUGCCAAGACUGUAUCUUAGACAUCUGAAAAUACUCAUUUUAUUAUAAAUAAUCUGCAUUACUCAAGGUGGGUGGGGAGCAGAAAUGAUUAUCAUGGAAUAUUUUAUCUCUACCAUUGCCUCUAAUUUAGUGAGGAUUUUUAUCGCUCAUUGUUAAAAGAAGGCUUCCCUCAUUAUGAAUUUUUGUUAGCAAACAUGAGGGGCUUUUGAGACUAGCUCAAUGAAUCGGCUUUUCAUUCUUUUUUGUGGUUUGUCUUGUGACACUAUCAUGGCUAAAGGAUGCUCAGUUAACCAGGAUGACAUGGCCUUGCGGUUAUUUUCCCUUUCAAGGUAACAGUUCUAUUGUGUGCAGCUUUUUAAUGAUGUGGCUGAACUCUGGCUUUGUUAGAAGCGCUCGCAUUUCAGAGAAUGUAGUCAUUUUAUUUUUAGAGAAACUGCCCUGCUCAAAGAUCCAUUGCACUAAGGAUAUGUCAUGGGAUAGAUGAUUAAGUUGCUUUUCGGGGUGGGGGUGGGGAUCAAGUCACAAGCUAAAGUCAUGAAAUUUUCUCUGGAAACAACACAGUUUACUGUUUCAGCUAUUCUAAAGUAGCUGUGAGAUGAAUCUACGAGAAGGAAAUGGGCUCCUUUGUCUUUCCAUGCCAGAUUGAUAAUGAUUUAGUAACAAUAUUAGUCCUAAUUACAUGUUUUUCAAGUGACAAUAACGAGUUGUUGUAGGAUGGGAAUAGCAGAAAGAUUGUGUGUAAUAGGAAUUUUGGUGCAGUUUCUGUGAACUUUAUGCUGUUUGUAAAGUUUCAUUUCCUUACCCCCCCUCACUUCGUUCCUUGGCCUAGAUUCUAUGGAAUUCACUUUCUCUGGGAAUGUAGCUCAUACUCAUUUGGUAAUGAAACUCUGCUUUUUCUUCUAGGGAUUCUUCUUUCCAGACAGCUGGCUAUGAGAAAAAUAGAGUGGCUUGUCUGAUUAAAGACACCCCUUGCCCCCUCAAAACAACUAAACCAUACAUUUCACAUAUUGCAAUACUGUAUAGAUCAGGGUUCAAAAUGCAAAAACAAAACUGUUCCCCGUUUGCUAUAUUGGACAGUUGAAGUUUCUCUCUUUUAGAAGCAGCAGCAGCACACACAGAGGAAAUGCUUGCAUUUGAAUCUGUGGCUGUUCUAACACUGCCUAGUCUAUUUCCUAUUCAGAAAUCCUUUUGAAGUGUUUUAGAGCUUUCUGGAUAGGGAGGAGGUCGGUCAAAAAUUCAGCCGCCACCCAGCUCUCACAAUGGAUUCACAUCAUUUGAACAAUAGGAUCUCAAAAUAAAAUGGUUACUUAUAGGAUGCAUUCAUUGAAAGGUCUCUCUCUCUGUCUCUCUGUCUCUCUCUUUCUCUCUCCCCCCCCCCCCGUUUCAGUAACAUCCAUACAGUUGAGUGUACAUAAAAUAAUGAUAGGUUCUAUUCCUUGUUUCGCAGAUAAGAAUUAAGUAAGUUAAACCACAGAGCCUAGGGCUUGCCGAUCAAAAGGUUGGUGGUUUGAAUCCCCAUGACGGGGUGAGCUCCCGUUGCUCGGUCUCUGCUCCUGCCAACCUAGCAGUUUGAAAGCAUGUCAAAGUGCAAGUAGAUAAAUAGGUACCGCUCUGGCGGGAAGGUAAACAGCAUUUCCGUGCGCUGCUCUGGUUCGCCAGAAGUGGCUUAGUCAUGCUGGCCCCAUGACCCGGAAGCUGUACGCCGGCUCCCUCGGCCAAUAAAGCGAGAUGAGUGCCGCAACCCCAGAGUCGGCCACGACUGGACCUAAUGGUCAGGGGUCCCUUUACCUUUUAUUCCACCUCAGAAAAAGUUUCAGCUAAGUUUGUGUGUUCAUUCUCUCUGAAUAUUUAGAGCAUACAAGCUCCACACUUGGAAGUCUGUCUUCAUAGCUAUGGGCUAAAAACUGGCCUUUUCAAAGUGUGAAAGUUGAAGCUUUUGUAAUGCAUCCAGUAUCCAGAUCUCUUCCUUUUCUUUGCGUCUUCGCAACUGGGACAUGUACACCUACUGAUGUAUUGUGACUAGACAGGGCUGAAGUGCAGCAUCUAAAACAUCUCCCUGAACACAAUAGGAGAGGGAAUAAACAUUUUUCUUGCAAUAAUCUAUCAUUCCCUUUAGGCCCGUCUUAAAUGCCUUGAACACCAUCUUUUCAACAACCCACUUCGUUCCCCUUUAUCGUUAGUCUUCCAUUGUUUUGAUGUCUGUUAGAUUCCAGUAACCCAGAGUUGGGACAAAUUCUGAUUCAUCAUCAGGUAUCUUGGGUUUCAUCCUAUAGAAGGGCUGUGUUUUCAGAGGCAAGGGAUGUGCUGCUCCAAGCUGUGAGCUACUAACUUAUUUUGCACUGAAUAAUCAUAGCAUAGCAUUUCCUGUGUCUGGAAUUCUGCUACAUUGCCCUUUUCCACAGUUGCAUCUUUGUUGUGGGACAAGAAUGAACAAUUAGGAGCAGUUUGGUAACACAUUUUAAGUAGUGCUUAUCUACACAUAUACUGUUUGCCCUAACACUGUCUCCAAUGUUAAGAGGGUUUUUAUUUGUUUUUGUUUCACCUUUCUGCGUUUCUGAUACUAAAUCAUUAAGGGCUUAUCUUCACAGGUUUGCAUUUCUGAGUUUAAACUAGAGCAGUUGCUUGCUACCAAAGUGGGAGCCUUCAGUUCUCAAUUCUUCUUGUUUAGAUUGGCCAAACACUCUCACCUGCACUUCAAAGGUUCAUGCAUGUGCAUCGUGCAUGGGACAAAAUACUAAUGUGGUGAUGUUUGUGUCACAGGGAAGAGGGGACCAUUGCAGGAGAUACUGUUGACAAAACUGUUUUUCAGAAUGGCUCUGUAAUGAUAACCUUACUCAUUAAAACUUCUCUCUCUCAUAUAUUCUGACUUUAUUAAAACCUUCACAGCAUAUUCACAAAGGGACUAUGGGUUUCCUCUUGAAACACAAUUUUUAAAUGCCCAGGAGAGGACAAAGCUGAAUGAAAAAGCAUUAAGCAAUAAUUGAUUUGUGAGAGCAAGCUCUGAGACUUGUUGCUAUGGCUCUCUGGCGUACUUGUCUCAUGUUCUUUAGAGAUUUUAGUACAAUUGCUCCUGCUUUCCAUCUGUGCAAAUGAAACCAGGUGGCCUGCCUCAGGGCUUUAAGUGGCCAUUAGCUGAUUAGGAUUUAGGUUAUGGCUCUGUUGGCUUAGGGAAAGUAUUACUGUGGCCUUGGACAAAGCUAUAACUUUAAAAAAAAAUGGUUUGAUUUUUAAUUGUGUUUUAAGAUUGUUUAAUCUGGUGCCUCUAUUCUUGUGGACUCAUUGUGGUGAAAGAAAAAAUAUUUUCUACAUUCAAUAUAGUUGGGUUCUCCCCCAUCCCCAUUUCUUUGGAGGUACUAAGUCCUCCUACAUCUUGAAAGAGGUUGGAUGUAGUGUCCCUGUUUAAAAUGACUUUUGGGGAGAGUCUGUGGAUGGUUUUCUUCUUGGCUUAAGUCUCACAUAAUGUCAUAUUUGAAUUUAGGAAGUUUUCUCCUAGAUUAAAAGUCUGUUUGUCUCAGAUAGUGGUACUGAAAACCACCACCACCACAUUUUCCUGUAGUGUGUGGUUCUUUUAUUGUUUGGUACUAUCUGUUCUGUGGGCAUUUUGAGCGGUUCUCCUCUCUGCUGCCCUCUGCUUGUGAGAUGUUAUAGUCUGCAUUAUGUAGGUCAAUUCAAGAUGAGUCGUUAGGUAGCAGGACUGCCUUGAUGUAAGUCACUGGGCUAGGUUAUCUUCUGGCCUUUUCAGCCAUAUGAGUCAUUGAAGCCAAAUAGUCUUUCGUUCUUCCAGUGCACGUUUUAGGAGAAGUGUGUCCUGUAUAAACAUGUCUUUUAAUUUCAGCAUUUUCUCCAGUUUGGAUCAUUGCCAUUACCCUCCAGAGACACCAAAUAAUUUAAGCCGCCGGAGUGUUCAAGAGAUGAACAUUGUGUGGUUGUAAUGCUGAUAUGUGUGGCUGAGAAGAAAGACACAGAAUAUAUAAUGCUUUGUACAAGAUGAUGCAAACUGUAGUGUGUGUGUGUGUCUUGGGGAAUCUUUGUUGGUUUAAGUAUUGUUCACAAUAAGAGUUUUGUUCUAAAAUGGAAUUUUAAAGGCUUCAGUGAGGUUAGUACAAUGUACAUUAAAGAAAAGGGUUUGUGUGUCCUUCCAUUUACAAAGCCAAACAAUACCAGAAAUAACUGGUGUUGGGGUUUUUUAUUUAAAAAAAACGCAUGUUGAAAAGAAUACCAAACCCAUGAUUUAAGGAUGUAUUACAGAUUUUUUUUUAAAAAAUCAACUGAAAUCCCCAUGAGAUUGGCAGCUAAGAGCUUUUCUAAAACUAGCAGUGAGGGAUACACUGUGGGCCCCAAUUCCAUUCCAGUCAGGUUUCUCCAAAUCCUCAUGUGUCUGGAUUAAAUCACUAAAUUAAAUUAAAAGAUAUAUAAAUAAGUGUGAUUUAAACUGUGUGAGGGGCUGCAGUAUGAGUGGGGAAUGACUUGGAUUGUUUGCAAACUAGUCUUCUGAAAAAAGCUAAAAAUAUAAUCACUGCAACAGAUGUGUUGCUGGUUACCAAUACAGCUACCACUGCCACCACUUUCUCCAACCUCAGGAUGGUGAUACAGUGGUGCCCCGCAAGACGAAUGCCUCGCAAGACGGAAAAACCGCUAGACGAAAGGGUUUUCCGUUUUGAAGUUGCUUCGCAGGACGAAUUCCCCUAUGGGCUUGCUUCGCAAGACGAAAAUACCUUGCGAGUCUUGAGAUUUUUUUUCGCUUUCCCCCCCCUUUAUCUAAUCUGCUAAGCCUUUAAUAGCCUUUAAUAGCCUUUUAGCAGCUAAUCCCCUAAGCCUUUAAGCCUUUAAUAGCCGCUAAACCGCUAAUAGCGCUAAUAGCGCUAAUCCGUCAAUGGGCUUGCUUCGCAAGACGAAAAAACCGCUAGACGAAGACUCUCGCGGAACGGAUUAAUUUCGUCUUGCGAGGCACCACUGUAUUAUGUGAGCUGAGACAUCUCGUAUUCCAUUUUGAAUAGUCCAUAUUCUCCUUUCAUUUCCUAUGAGCUGCUUCUUCAAUCUCACAUUCUCUAUUUCUAUCAGCUGCACCAAAGAUUGACCAAUCAAUGUAAAAUAGUUGAGGUAAUUACAGCCAAUAACAUGCUAACUUAUCAUAUGUCAAUUUAUGACAAUAUUUUACCACUGUCAUUUUGGGGUGUACAUGUACGCCAUUGGUCCACCACUCACAGAUUGACAAGGCUGGUUACUGAAAUGCUAGAGAUAUUUCCCCAUACACUGUCCAAAACACUUUCGUGAUCAGAAGUAUCUGGAAAUAGGAUACGAUUACUUAGGUACCAAUUGAAGCUAUCCUUUGCUGUGGACUUCAGAAUGGUAGAGAAUGAGGCACCCACUGGAAUGCGAAUGUGUUGUCAGACAAGGUUGAUGUCUGGUGCAUGGAAAAUGCUUUUUGCCACUCUUUCCUCUGCAUCUCUUGUGGAAGAUGCUGGUUUUACGCUUGCAAAAUAUCUUGUCAAAAAUGAUGCUUGCUAUGGGGCAACUAUAUUUACAGUGCUCUUUCAUUGUCCCAAUCCCGCUAAAGAAAAAGUGCUGUAUGUUUUAAAAGGGUAACUGACAGGUGUCCGUUCUAGUAAAGGAUAACAUGACCCAUUCAUUUCCUUCAGGAUAAUUCCCUAUUGUAUAAUCGCAACAUGCUUUCCUGUUUGUUUUGUUUUUUCAAUAACCCCUGGCCUAAACUUCCUGUUCAUCAGCUUGGAAUGAUGGUAGCGUUUUGGCUAUACAACUGCUUUUCCAUCUUUUGACAUUACUCAUCAACCUCUUAAAAUUCUCCGGAUUUAUCCAAUGCAUAAUAAAAUUCCUAUCAUCCAUCUAUCUAUCUAUCUAUCUAUCUAUCUAUCUAUCUAUCUUUCUAAUUUCUUGGCUUGAUAUUCUUCUCUGCUUGUACAUUCAAGGAAUGGGAUAGGGAUUAUAUAAAAUGUAGAUGCGUGUGUGUGUGUGUGUGUGUGUGUGUACACACACACACACACACACACACACACACACACACACACACACUCUUUGUAUACCUUAAGAUCAUAAACUAUGUGAAGGUGUGCUGAAGAAUGUGUUUGAAGAUAGUGAAACAGUUUGUUGCUGUACAACAGGAUGUACAGUAAGCAGGCAGCUUAUGCAGGGGUUAUGUUCCGGCGGAUUGUGCCUAAAGCCAAAUUAUGCAUAGUCAAAAUCUAUUGAGCUCAAUGGUAAGUGGGAUUCCCAAAUCAUUUCCCCCAGAACCUCACACCCUUUCUAUUUUUAUUUAUUUAUUUUGCCCGCACAUGAAGCUGAAUGUGCAAAAGUUAAAUGCACAUACGUUGUGGGCUUGCUGUAUUUAUUGAAAUAUUCCUCUCUCCACCACUCCUUAUGGCAGCCAUUCCUGGACAAGGCAGUUGAGUUAUGGUCUGACUGUGGCUGUUGCCAACUAUAUAAUUAGUCAACUAAGAAGAAUGAAACAAUGACUAUUUUGGAGGAAGGGACACCCAUUAAAAACUCAAUAAGCAGAUACUAAGAAUGGUUUUCUUGGCAGUUAGUGCCAAUAUAUCUAGAUCAGAUUGUGCAGAAACUGCGCUAUUGUACUGACUAUAAGUAGAUGGAGAGUUUUCCCAUUCACAAGGCAAGUUGUACAGUGUAUUGGAUAGGCCAAUAGUGAUAAGUGGGAGCAGUUUGCCGCUUAAUCACAAAAGUGUAUGUGUCACAGGCCUUAAUGCAUUUGUGCCUGGCGGUCUUUGAUUCUGUUCUCUGGCCUUAUCGUGCUCUUAUUGAAGGUGGCGAUAAAGCUUCCGCUAUUGGUGUAAACAACGCUGCCCUGAAUGCCUGAGAACGUUUACCCCGUUGGGGCUAUCUAUAACUCGCUAUUCAUUAUGUGUACCGCUAUUAUGUGCCUCUCCAUGCUUUCCCGUAUAUCUCCAUUCUUAAGAUAAGUGUAAUGAAAAGAAAUAUCUUAAGAGUUCAGUUUCUGUUUCUAGUUCUCAUAUAAAGAUAAACUUGUUUGCAUGUGCUCUUCCAUGUAACUCCUGAAACACCUUAUGUUUCCCACCUCUUCAUGGCUGCCACGUACUUAGGUGUUACUGUAACAGAAGUGAUGCUCCCAGGACGCUCUGGCCAGAAACACUUAUUUUCACCUUCAGCAAGUUGCUAGUCUCUCAGUUCUUCCAGCUGAAUCUCUUGCACCAGAGAGUGGUUCAUUGCCCAUGUGGUUCACUUGGGAAGUGCAAGUACUUCCCUCCCAGUUGUUUAUUUAGAUUUGCUAGUCAUCUUGGUUCUCUCCUUUUGGAAAAUUUUUCUUAAAACAUAUCUGUCAUCCUUUGGCAGGAUGUUUACAUUACAAACAGGCUUGUAUAACCUCCUGAGAGGCACUGCUGCUGCUAAGGAUUUGGCCUGCUAAAGAUAUCAUUCAAGAGGUAUUGUUGCCAGCUUUGUUCCUUUAUCAUUAUUAUUCUACUGGCACGUUUUCUAAACCCUUUGCAAGCUUGUACUGCAGACAUUGGGAGGUGAGAAUGCUUAGCUCCAUACCAUAAAAACCUCCAUCUGCUGAUUUCUGCAGAUAAAAAGCAGGGAAGCAGGGCAGUCCUAAGGGGGAGGUAAAAAAAAAAAAAUCUCACCAAAACUGACAGGAUGCCUGUCUUGCUGCCCUGUCCUGUGCAUGUUUACUUGUACAUAAACACCACUUAACACAGUGGGAUGUGUUUGCAGGCUGGAAUGGGUUGGAUUGCAUUCUUGAGCUCCUUCCAUAGAAAGGUCUGUAGAGACGGAGAGACCCUGUGAAAUGCUUUCAGAAUCUGCAACUAUUAGGCUGCAUUCAUACCACACAUUUAAAGCACUAUGAUACACUUCAAACAGCCUUGGCCUCCGAAGAAUUCUGGGAGCUGUAGUUUGUUAGGAGACCCCUCUUCCUCACAGAGAGCUACAAUACCUAGAGUUCUUGUGAAGAGGGAUUGAUUGUUUAACCACUCUGGAAAAUGGCAGCUCUGUGAAUUCCCAGGAUUAUUUGGAGGAAGCCAUGACUGUUUAAAGCGGUAUCAUAAUGCUUUAAAUGUAUGGUGUGGAUGUGGCUUAGGAGUGCAACACCUGACUGGGCUUUUUCUGAAUGCACUUUUAUACAAUCAAAAGAGCCUGUCUGGCUGUUGGGAGGGAAAUAAUGGGAGAGAAUUGGCAGGAAUGAAUUGUGAAGUAGAGUGCUUCUGGGCUGUUUAGUGUGUGGCUGCUGAGGUCAGCUAAUACUUUUUGGUAUGCAUUUUAAUUACUGUUAAGUAAAAGAAGUAAGUCACAAAUGUUAGGAAUGUGUUGUUUGUUUUUAAGGAGAGGUGUUGCCAUUAUUUGAAACAAUUGUCACUUGCACAAUAUCAAUUCAAAAAUAUUGAAGCUCCUGCUGUGAAGGUAUUUUAAAAUAUAUUUAAACAAAUCCCUAUUCCUCCCAAGUAUAAAGUGCCAAGCAGGAACUUAGUGCAGUUUUGUUUUCCAGCUAUGUUAAUAUUUUGGCAUGUGGCUACUUGCAAUUACAAUAAAACUGUUUUGACAUUUGUGUUUGAGGUUUAUUAGGGUGGAAGCUUUAAUCUUGUCUCACUGAGCUAUUUUGUGUGUGUGUCGUUCAUUAAAAAUAAGGGAAAUGAUUACUGAAUAUUUGCCAUGACACUGUUCCUGCCAUAAGGGGAAGUCAUAGGACAGACUUACAAAAACAGUUUCAUUAGGAGCCAAUUUCCCCCACCUCCCCCCUAGGGCUGCUUCAUUUAGCUUUGGGGGUUUCUGACGGCCCUAUUUUAUCUUGUAGUUCAGUGUAAUAAAGAUUGGAUAAGGGAAAAUGCAUGCUGCUUAUGCUAAAACACAAUUAUGAUGCCCCAAAUGGAUUUUCAGAAUUUAAGCCAUCAGCAGCCAACAUUUGAAGCAACAUACAAUUGAAAACUAGUUCUUAGAGCUACAAAGCAUGUUGUGGAUACUAAGCAGGCCAAAGAUAGCACUUAGAGCUCAGAACCAGGGGCCUUUUAGGGAUGGUUAAAUGCUUGGUUGCCUGGGGUGGUCCAACAGUUGAUUGCAGAUUAGUUACUAACUUGGUGACUCACUUUCUCUUCUUAAAUGAUGGGCAGGUCAUCUUGGAGGUGUUCAGUGCCACUAAGAUAAAUCUGCCACCUCCUUUUGUUGAUAUGCUGCCAUUGUUUCAAACAUACAAUCUACCUGUCUGCUUCUGAGUUCAUGGGUAGAGGGGGGCACUGUUGCUUCAAGUCACUUCCAACAGGACAUGUACUGGGGACCAAGUAGAGGCAGAAGGGUGGCAGCAAGUAAUAUUAUCACAUAUUGGCAGCUUCUCUUUAUGUCAGUCUUCCUCUCUGCUCUCACGUAGCACACAUAGGCUGUCUGGGGUACAGGGCUCCAGACUGGCUGCUUUCUCUCUUCUGGGAUGCCUACUUAACAAUUGCCCCAAGUUUUAGAUCAGGGGUCAGCAAACUUUUUCAGGAGACCUUGUGGGGGGGCCGAACUGUAUUUUGAAAAAAAUAAUAAUGAAUGAAUUCCUACGCCCCACAAAUAACCCAGAGAUGCAUUUUAAAUAAAAGGACACAUUCUACUCAGGUAAAAACGGGCUGAUUCCCAGACCGUCCAUGGGCUGGUUUAGAAGGCUAUUGGGCCGGCUCUGGCUCCCGGACCUUAGUUUGCCUACCCAUGUUUUAAAUUAUAGAAGCAGUUGUUGAGCAAAUCUGUUUAUGUCAGCAAUGAAAUUGUCUAGUCAGUUCCUCUUUUGGCCCCAAAUGUAGCAGUGUGACUACUGCAGUUUGGAUCUCCCCACCUCAACCUAGUGUGCUAAGGUUUUUUUGUGUGUGUGUUUCUAUUGAGGUGUCAGUUGUGUCUAGCAAUGUAUUCAUUUAAAAACUAGUUCCAGCUGAACACUGGCUGAGAGACAGAAUUUUUCUCCACUGGAAAAAUGUCAUUCUUACUAGGAUUACAAGAACAGGGAGCAGAGGAACUUUGUCCAAAUAAGGAGUGUGUUUGUAUCUGAUUAGUCUGUUAAAAUCUAGCCUAGAAUCUGCACAUAUCAGUAGCUGGGGGGAGGGGCGAGCAGUUUUCUUAGCAUUGCAACCUAAAUUAGCAAAUUCCUAACAAUGUCUCUUCUUCCUGUUUUUUUUAUUAUUAUUUGCAGACACCAGUCAACAGGCUCGCUCUGUAUCCCACAGGCCUUAUUACACACUGCCUAACAGUAGCCAUGAGAGGCGGUCUGUCCUCACCAUUACUGAACCUCCGCGAUUCCAUUUCCAGGCCAAAGGAAAAAACAUACGCCUGGAUGCCCAUUCCCGCAAAGCCACUCGGAGGAACAGUUUCUGCAACGGCGUCACUUUCACCAACCGGCCCAUCCACCUCUACGAGAAAGUGCGUCUCAAGCUGGUGUCCGUGCACCACGGGUGGAGCGGGGCCCUGCGCUUUGGCUUCACCACUCACGAUCCAUCGCAGAUGAGCGCAGACGACAUACCAAAAUACGCCUGCCCAGACCUGGUGACACGGCCAGGCUUCUGGGCCAAAGCCCUGCCAGAGAGGUUUGCACUAAGAGACAACAUCUUGGCGUUCUGGGUCGACCGCCAUGGGAGAGUUUUCUAUAGCGUUAAUGACGAAGAGCCAAUUCUGUUUCACUGUGGCGUCAAAGUCUCCGGGCCUCUCUGGGCACUGAUAGAUGUCUAUGGAAUCACUCAUGAAGUGCAAAUACUAGGUAGGUGUAUAUGGUCUGUUAAAAAAAUCUCCUUCUGUAUAGACCCUUUCGUCAUGUCUCCCUUCUCUCAGAACAAGCUGUGUGAGGUAGGUAGCGGUGCUUAUGUUGUAAAGUGUAAAGCCCGGAUACUAAGCUUGCAUUUUCAUUUUCAUCCAGUCACUGUUACUGGGUAAAGGUAAAGGGACUCCUGACCAUUAGGUCCAGUCGUGGCCAACUCUGGGGUUGCGGCACUCAUCUCGCUUUGGCCGAGGAAGCCGGCGUACAGCUUCCGGGUCAUGUGGCUAGCAUGACUAAGCCGCUUCUGGCGAACCAGAGCAGCACAUGGAAACGCCGUUUACAUUCCCGCCACAGCGGUACCUAUUUAUCUACCUGCACUUUGAGGUGCUUUCGAACUGCUAGGUUGGCAGGAGCAAGGACUGAGCAACGGGAACUCAUCCUGUCACAGGGAUUCGAACCGCCGACCUUCUGAUCAGCAAGUCCUAGGCUCUGUGGUUUAACCCACAGCACCACCUGUGUCCCUAACACUGUUACUGGGACUCGGGUUCAAAUCCCUACUUAGGUAUGAAGCUUACUGUCUCUCUGCCAAGCCUACCUCACAGGCUUGCUGUGAGGAUAAUAAUGGAGAAGGAAAGAACCAGAUGUGCCACCAAGAGCUCUUGGAGGAAAGGUGGAAUGUAAAUGUAAUAAAUAAAUGAAAUAAGCAAGCCCCUGCUUGCAAAUGUGAGAUCUUCAGGUGGGCAUUCAGCUCCCUCGUGGUUAAAUUGGAUUGCACCAUGGGGCAGAUAAGCUGGCAACAGAUAUUUUUUCCCCAAUUACAGUUGCCUAAAUUAAUACGCCAACACUUCAGAAAUUUAAAACCAAUGCCAGAAACUGCUCAUAGUAUUUAUAUUGGUAGCCUGUUCCUAUUACAUAAACUCACUUGAUAAAACUGCAGGUGUAUUUGUUGCAUUGGUGCCCUUGGUGUGAGAUAGCUUUUAACUUUUGGAUCUGUGAGCCCCACAACCAAGGAGACCAAGCCAAUGACAUGAGGCCUCUUCCCCUUGCAUUGGCUCCACAGAUUGCCAGCUGUGUGUACCAUGCAGUGCCAUGACUCAUCCUCCCUCUCCAGCUCAGGCUUUAUAACCAUUAUCUCCUGUGACGGCCACUUAGAGCCUCUCAUGUGGCAUUCCUGCCCUAUCGGGGUUUUUUAGAAAGCACAGCACCUUGACACAAGAGAAACGCCAGCUUCUCUGCUUAUCAGAGGACUCCAGCGAGGGCAGCAAUGUUGUAAUUCUCUUUCCAAGAGUUUGGAAGCUUUUCCAAAGCAUUGGGUUUUUCCUCUUCUUGAAUCUAUUCCGUCCAGGCAAGAGAUUCCUCACUCUUGAUUUAUCACCUUGUCCUGUAGAGUUCAGGUGAUAGCUUGGCUUCAGUUGGCGUACCUAGAAGUACAGCUCAAUGAGCCAUGAUUGUGGACUUAUUUUUGUCCUUAUAGACAAGCCUGAUAGUAUGUGUUUACAAAGCACUAGGGAUCUUGGAUGCUGCCUGUGAUGUAAUCUGCUGCCUCCAGUGUUCUCAGAACAUGAGCACUAAUACAUGCGUCUAAUGACAGCUUUAUCUGAAUAAAGCUGUCACAACCCCCUCCCCCCUUUCUGGUAUUGGUUUACUGCACAUAUCUGCAGCUCUACAGUUGACUUCAAAGGACAGAUUUGGCAUUCCUGUCAUCUUAAUUGUGGACAUGAUUGUUAAAGAUAACGUAGCUUCAGCACUAAUGACAUAAUGAAUGCAUUAAUGGAGAAUAGUUCAAAUCAUUCUUAAAUAGGCACAGUUUAAAUUGGGGCUCUUAAAAUUUUGAAAACCACCACCACAACCUCUCCCCAUCUCCCCAAAUUCUAAAGCCCCCUUUCCAUGUCCUUCCACACCCCAAACAAGGGACACUUUUCCUGCUUAAAAUUAAACAAUCACCUAGGAAUAGUUAAGUGCCUUGCCAAAAGGCUAUUGAAAUUUAUUCUGUGCCUUGCAUAAGUUGGUAUUUAUGCCAUACCAAGACCUAGCGUGAUUCUGAAAAUUGUCUUUACAUUUUCACUGUGCCCUACUAAGCCUUGUCAGAAAGCUAUGGUCUGUGGUGUGUUAGAUCCUGCAUUAUGACCCGGGGUAGAGUUGAAGGAGCACAGCUCCUAUGAAGUGAAUUAUACAAUGGCUAGCUUGUCAGUGGAGGCAGCAGGUAGAAGCCAGGCCAUUUCUCUCUCCCCCUGUAGUCUGUGGAACUAUAGUUUACAAUGUGCUAUAGCACUUGUUGGCCACAGUCAAUUAAUUUGGACUGUGUGCCAAAAGCCCAUAAAAAUAAAUGAGCAUAACAGCACUUAACUCUUGCUGAAUUUUGAUCAGAGCCUUCAAAAGUGCUUGGCCGCCUCUUUCCCUUCAGAGCAUCCAUAUGAAAUAGAUCACUAUUAUUACCAUUUUAUAGUUCACUAUUAUUACCAUUUUACAGGUAGAAAUGUAAGAGAAAGUGAGGGCCAAGUUGGAUCACUUUUGUAGUGUCAGUAAUUGGGGAGUGGCUGGAAGACGGGAACAGAGGGUACCCCAAAUAUAGAACUGUAGAUGCUUCACAAAGCAGGAUGCACUAUGUACAAAUUCAUUAUAUCAACUCUUAAGAUUGUAGAUGUGAAGCUUUUAUGACUUAAGCAAUUAGAGAAAGCCACUCCUUUGAAAUAUUGAACUGGCUACUUGAGAUCCUGAGGAGGAAGACAGGCUUUACUUUAACACCCCCUCCCAGAUUCCUUCUGUCAAGAAAAGCUAUGUGGCUAAUCAAAAUUGAAAGCUGUUUAUACAUUUGAUUUUUCCAUAUAUUGCAUUGAUAAUCAACUUUAAGCACUUCAGAUAAAUUUUCAAUACAUUUCCACUUUUAAGGAGGCUAAAAUGCAUGCAAAUGCAGCAGAGUUAUGUGUAACUUAAAAUCAAGUUUAACAGUGUAAACCUGUGUACGUUUUCCCAGAAGUAAAUCCCACUUAAUUCAGUGUGUUUUAUUCCUAAGUAAGCACGCACAGUACUGCAGCCUUAAGCUGCCAUCCACAAGUCAUGCCAUGAAUUACUGUCUAGGUAGUGGCCACCAGAUUAUAGAUCUAAGAUUUUGGGGAAAUAAUCUUAUGAUGAUUCUUCCUUUUAGAAAUCUGAAUGUCCUAAAUCAAAAUUUGCCGAAGUAUCUUGCCCUUUGCUUUCCUCAUACCCAUUCUUUUUCUCGUUAUCAACUCUCAAUAACUAUACAGGGGAAUGGUUCAUAUGGAGUGAUGUGCUUCUAGUUUUAUGCUUUGGGGCUAGAAAUGUUUGUGGUUUUUUUUUGUUUUUUUGUUUACAUUGGGCACUAUCAGAUGGGAUGUUGUGCUGGGAGAGAGUUUGUCGCUUGUUCACAUAGUCUGUCAGUAACAAAUAGUCUAGUGUGCUUUGAAACAUUUUUUUAAAGGUCACUACUGCUAUUUUAGCAUGCAAGUACAUUACACACAAUUUAUUAUUAAUGGUCUAAAGUGAUUAAAAGAGACUCUUUCCAGUCUCUCUUACAUGAAUUAAAUUGGCAAGGACGGGGUGGGGGUGCGGAGGUAUGAGAGAGAUGAGACGAGGAAGGAAUAUUUAUUCUCUCAAGUAGGUAGUGUAGUUUGCAGAAUCUGCUUUUCUGCAAUUAAGUGAGGCAGUGAACAGAAACAGGUCUCUUUUUGUGAGCACCAAAUACAAGUCUGCAAGGAAUAGAGGCCCCUGCAUCGGGCAACCAGCUUGUAGUACGGUGUUCCAUUGGACAGCGCUCCCGUAGAAUAGCAAAUAUUCGUGGAGCUUUGUUUGAUGGAAGAAUUCCUAACUGCCUUGAAAAUUCUGUGUUUCCAGAUAUUUUUCUUUAUGUUCCUUUUUCCCACUUUAAUUGGAAACACAGUUGGACUAGGAAAAGUAUCAUAUUUGAUGUUUUAAGUAUGAUGAAGGAGUGGCCAAAAAGCAACGAUCAAGCCAGGGUAAGCUGCCAUUUUCAGCUUGCCUCUAAUACAGCUUUUCCUUCUCGUUGCCUCACAGACAGCAUGUUUGCCGAGACGAUGACCUCUACCCGUCUCAGCAACGCACGACUCAGCACUUGCCUUCCACAGAGCAGCCACGACUCAGCCAACUUCAACAACAACGAACUGGAGAACAACCAGGUGGUGGCCAAAAUUGCUAAUCUGAACUUGAGCCGUAUGCCUGCGCUGCCAACAGAUAAUCACACCAUCCCUUGCUGUCCAAGCAGGCGGCAGCUUGCCCAAGUGGUGCCUGCCUUUCUCGAUACAGAUCUGCGUUUCCACCCUACUCGUGGGCCCGACAUUAACUUUUCUCAGGACCGGAUGUCUGCCUGCACCAACUGGCAAGAGAGCAAUAGGACUUUGGUGUUUUCCGACCGGCCUUUGCACAUUGGCGAAAGCCUCUUUGUGGAAGUUGGACACCUGGGGCUGCCGUACUAUGGAGCCCUCACGUUUGGCAUCACUUCUUGUGAUCCUGGUACUUUACGAACAAAUGAGCUCCCAGCGGAUCCAGACUUCCUUCUGGAUCGCAAGGAAUACUGGGUGGUUUGCCGAGGUUUCCCAGUCCUCAACAAUGGGGACAUCCUCAGCUUUGUGGUCUUGCCAAAUGGAGAAGUGCACCAUGGAAUAAACGGGAUCAACCGUGGGAUGCUGAUGUGCGUUGAUACCUCGCAGUCACUGUGGGUAUUUUUCACGAUCCAUGGUGUAAUCAAUCAACUCAAAAUAUUAGGUAAGUGCAGCUCAAAAAUAUGGGUGUAGUGUAGUGUAACGCUGAGAUUUCUUUACAGCUUUGAAGAGGCAUUGCAUUCUCCCUGGCUUCAGUGGGCUGUUGCCUCUCUCUCUGGCAUUUUAUAGGCCAGCUAAACCCUUGUUGCCACCAGCUGUGCCUUGCAUUGGCAUUGCUGAAGCAUGAUCUUAUAUUUGGGGAGAUAUUCAAAACCAGAUGACUCUGCCGCUUGUCUGGCAACUUGCAUGUACUUUUUCAUAAACUGAAGCUGGUAAAUGUGCAUACUGUUCUACAGUGGUACCUCAAGUUACAAACACCUCAGGUUACAAACUCCACUAACCUGCUAGAGUUACCUCGAGCUGAGAACUUUGCCCCAGGAUGAGAACGGAAAUUGUGUGCCAGCGGCGCAGCGGCAGCAAGAGGCCCCAUUAGCGAAAGCACACCUCUAGUUAAGAACAGUUUCAGGUUAAGAAUGCACCUGCGGAAUGAAUUAGGGUCGUAACUAGAUGUACCACUGUAUACUGUUUCUACAAGCCUAUGUGAUCCAUGCGAUAGAGCAGAGAGGGAUCUCGGUCACAUCUGACUAGAACACUCAGGUAGGCCCUGGUGUAUGGAUCAAUGUUACGCCAGUGCUGUAAGCUGCUGUAAGCAGCUUCAGUGGCCCUAGCACAGUUGCAAAGAUGCAGACUGCCCUCUUGUACCACCACCAGUCCCCUUUUUGGUCACAUACCAGUUUAUGGGCCGUUUUGCCAAUACAGAGGUCAGAUCACUACUUGAGUUUUAUAUUCCUGGCUGAAAACUAGCAUUGCUUUGGAAUAGGGCUGAUUGUAGUCCCAUAAUUCAGAACAUCAGAAUUGCCUUGCACAAUCAGCCCAAGAUUCCUCUGCUCCAGCAUUCUCUUGCCAAAAAGCAGCCAAGCAGGGCAUGAGGAUUAUGGCUACAUUCCACUCUCACUUUGUUCUCAGCUUCUGGUCUGGAUACAUGUACCACUUCUGAGCAGGGAAGUUCCAUUUAGCUAUCCUGACUUAGAAGGCAUCACUCUCAGUUGGCUGCACCCUUUUGGCUAGGUGGGGGUAGGCUGUAUUUUAGUAACUUGACAUCUUUCUUGGGGUCCUAAGUUCCUGUUUACAAGGUCCUUUGUAAGUGGAAUUCACAGGACCUCUUUUCCUUUUCUUCAGACUGGUGAUGCCCGCAAACCCUGCUUUGGACCAAACCACAUACCCCACAUGUAUGGUGUCAGGUGUAGGGGCAGGUGGGUGUGGCUUGGUCAAAACAGUCUCAUGGGCCCAUGUUCUAGACAUUCUCCACCACUGGUCUUCAACCUCCUGGUUGGAUCUUGCCAGUAAGAUUUUUGCCCCUAUCUGAAUUGGGUGGGAAUAGAGUGAGCUUUAACGAGGCAGUUAAGGCAAGCUUGGAACCAGAGGAAGCUCAUUGUCUUUAAACAAAUCAACCUGCUAAUAAGUAUUACAAAAUACCAAGUUCCCAAUUACACAGUAAGUCUGUUGUGGAGAUGAAAUGGAUGGUGUUGUCCCAGGGUAGACUCAGUUCAGCACUGCAUGCCUGAGAGAUUCCUGCCCCACCCCUGAAGCUGACGGAACCUGUUAUUUUGUAUUUUCAGGCACUGUGCAGUCCAGCCCUGUGACAGUCUCUCCCUCAGGAUCCCCUGGAGGCUCCCAAUAUGACAGUGACUCAGAUAUGGCUUUCAGCGUGAACAGGUCUUCUUCCGCUUCUGAGUCAUCCCUAGGUAAGGGACCCUUUCGCUUUGUGCCUCCUGCACUCUUGUUGUUUGAAUACACACAUUUCACCCUGCCCAAAAGUUACGAGCCAGACCUUACAAGUUGAGUCUUGCUUUGCCUGAACGAGGCAUGUUGCAAUUUGCACAGUGUGUGCCAAACUUCCUCUUUCUUCCUGUGACAGAGGAGCGUCCAGAUUUCCUAAAGCUGCUGUUGGGGUUGUGUUAGACUUUAAUGCAAGCAGAUGGAAGCCCUGAGAGUAACAAAUGAGGUGACACCUGUUGCUGUCUGUAGGAAAUAUCUGUUACAUCUUCCUACCUGAGGGAUGGCUCAGUUGGUAGAGCAUGGGACUAUUAAGCUCAGGGUUGUGGGUUUGAGCCCCACAUAGAGCAAAAUAUUCCAGCACUGCAGAGGGUUGGACUAGAUGAUACUCAUGGUCCCUUCUAACUCUACAAUUCUGUGAAGCCUAGAGAAACUAAAGCUACUUUACAAAUCUGUCACACCCAGAACUCCAUGGCAUGAUAAGUAAGAAGAGGAGUUUGGACUUGAUAUCCCGCCUUUCACUCCCCUUAAUCUCCUUUUCCCUUCUGUGAGGUGAGGCUGAGAUACUUCAGAUAAGUGUGACUAGCCCAAGGUCACCCAGUGGCUGCAUGUGGAGGAGCGGGGAAGCGAACCCAGUUCACCAGAUUAUGAGUCCACCGCUCUUAACCACUACACCACACUGGCUCCCAAGAGUAGAUGCCCCACUUUACCUGAACAGGAAAACCCAUUGCAUGGCAGCCUGUUCUAGGGGAAGGGGAGCAAGGUGCUGCCCCAGUGCCCCCACAGAGCCAUUGUUUGUCUAUCUCAAGGGUGGGGAAUCUUUGGUGGAUGCCAACUCUCAUCAGUCCCAGCAGGCAUGGCCAAUGAGUGGGAAUCAUGGAAAUGGUCAUGAGUCCAACAUCAGGAGGGCCGCAGGUUUCUCAGCCCUGGUCUAUUCCCACAGUGGUUUCAUGAACUGCUCCAGAAGGGGCUCCCUUGGUUGGGGUCAUAUGAUCCCCAUGUGACAUUCGUAACAAGAAAUGACCUUGUGUAUGAAGAGCUGUCCUAUGCUAUGUAACGUGUGUUUUCUGCAGAACCAGGGUAGAUAGAACAUGAAAUGCAAUACAAAAUCAUUUGUAUUAAAAACCAACAACAACCCAAAAUUCACACAAAUGUCACUCCACAUGGCGCUACUGAAAUCCUGCAAGGAAUAAAGUUCCUAUUGAUGAGUGAAAUAUGGACUUCACAACCACUGAACCACAGCUGGAUGAAAGCCAAUACAGCAUAAUCCAUCAUCAUGAGCUACUCUGCUCCAGAAAUAUUAAGAGCUGGUAAAACAUCCUUUGCUGGUUCAAAGCUCAUGCUAUAGGAUUCUAUUAAUGGAGCUUUAGAAUACAAAGUAUAUGAUUGAAAACAUUUUCUUAGUACUUUUAUACUUUUAUUUAUUGAAUUCGUUAUUAAAUCUCCGACCAUACAAAUAUUAACGCCAGGUAGCUACGAACAGCCCCAAAUCCCAUUCAUUAAAUGCAGAGCUGCUGUGCCAGUUACUGUAAAUAAUUUUUAAAGAAGCCAGCUUGUUUCUGUGAUAAGUUUUAUGUGCUGCUAUAUAAAAUUCAGCUGAAUAUUCUGCUAUGCACUUUAGAAAUGGACUUUUAAAGAAAGUACCCCACCCCUUGCAAAUACCAGAUUCGGAAAGUUGCCGCAGCCGGUAUGACUGCCAGGCAGCGAAACAGAAUGGAUAAGUGGUUCCUGCAACAGCCACAGCAGGGACAAAUUAUGAUAGACAAAGUCUAUGUAGCAGCACCCCAUGCAAGUCAUACUGCAUGGCUUUGGUCUUUUAAAACCUAAGUGACAACUGUUUGAAACUGUAGUUUUUAUGAAUGUGGAAACAGGAUUGAUAGAGGUUUUGCUUCCCACAAAGGGUAUAUAUGCAAACAUUUCUUGAGUUCUUCUGUUCCCUCUCUGUGUCAAAGUGUUGCUGGUUUUAAAACAUCCCCCAGACCUUUUUGUUCACAGGACGUUUGUCUAAAGGAAGCAGCCCUUUGCGUUCCCCAUUUUUCUUUGCAGCCUGACAUAAGAGGCUCAGAUUAAAGGGAAGUGGUUCUGACUCGAGGUUUCUCUGUUCCCCAUUCCUUGCAGUGACUGCUCCAAGUUCACCUCUGAGCCCUCCAGUGUCUCCCGUGUUCCCACCUCCGGAGCCGUCAAGCAGCAAGAAUGGCGAGUGCACCGUUUGCUUUGACAACGAGGUGGACGUGGUGAUCUACACCUGUGGACACAUGUGCCUCUGCAACACCUGUGGUCUUAAGCUGAAGAAACAACUCAAUGCCUGCUGCCCAAUCUGCCGACGGGUCAUCAAAGACAUUAUUAAAAUCUACCGCCCUUAAACCCCAUUUCCAGCCGUCCUGAGGGUGUGUGUGGAGGGGGCGAGGGGGCAGGAGGAAGAAUGUUGUUACUCAUUGCCACAACUUACCGUCACCGCUUAUGGGUUAUUGUGCUGGUUACAGAGUGGCUCUUUUGUCUAUAUUUCCGUGUUUUGACCAGUAGGAACCAAUCAGGGAUAAUUAAGUGAUCUGGGAAACACUCUGGUCCUUGUAGAUGCUGAAGGUACAGCUGCUGAGUGGGAAGAGCUUCAUCAAGAUGCUGCUCUGCUGGGUUAAGGUGGGGGUGGGGGCAGGGGCUGAGCUGUAAGUACCUUUGCCAUGAGGAGUCUCUCCCCACCCAGCAAAAGAAAAUAAGACAGUGAACCCCACUUUGGGGGAAAGUACUGGAGAAAACAAUUGUUUGAAUUAAUAAUAAUAAUUCUGGGCACAUCCCCCCACCAUAAUCAUGGGAUAUUUACUGAAUUAGGCAGUUUAAUUACUGAAACAGCACUCUGGCGAUUUCAAACAGGGAUGAAUAUAUGGGGAAGAUUUAACAGAGGCACUGUGGAGUGAAAUGACUCCUGUCAUCUUGUAAAAAUUGUGGGGAAUAGGCAAUGGAUGACAUUUGCUUCCUUCAAGGCACUUUUUCUCAUUUAUGGUUCAACAGGGGAAGCAGGUAUGAGGAAUAGGGAAGAAAAAGCUAUCGAUGUCCUUGGAACACAGCAAGUAAACAAUCCCACUUUCCUCCUUUGUAAGUCACAGAUUGAAGCUUCCUGUUGCACUGAGCAACUGUGAAGCACUUCUGUAGCUGGAGAGUGUUAACGUAUUGGUAGGAGUAAGCCUCUGCAUGCACAAGAGAAGCAGAUUCUUGCAUGGCGGUUCUGAAUCGUCACAGAAAGUAACCAUGCUUAGAACCAAGCUACAAAGAAAGAAAGCUGAUGGGGGGACUGUUAGGUUUCAAAUGUCCAGAGUUCCCUCUCUUGAAAUUUGUGCAAACAGCUGAUGGAUGUUUUCCUCUAUUACUCCCCAGAGAUUUUGUCAGUAAAGUAUGCAGCCAUGUGGAAUCUCUCAUUUCUUCCUCUCCAGGAAGUUGUCAUCUACUCCACAAUAGAGGCAUCUUACUGAAAUUUAAAAGCCCUUUUCUUGGCAUUGUUUGUUGGAAAAAGAAUUUGCAAGCUAUUAUUAGAUGCUCCGGCUUUUAAGAUAAAUGCAUUUUGAUUGUGGUUAUAGGAACCUCUGAACUCUACACUAGCCUGAAUGGGAUGUGAAAUGUCUUGGGGCUUUAGGGGAGAGGUGCCAUGCAAGCAAUAAAGCAACUUUGCUUGACCUAUCCGCCGACCUAUCUCUUUCCUUGCUCAGUCUUUGUGUGGCAGCAUCCUGCUACAGUGCACACAACUGUAGUUGCCCAUAGGCAACCUGUCCCAUUGCCAUCUAAAAGCAGUAGAAUUUAUUCAGAGCAGGCUUUUUGCUGCUUCCACCUCAAUAGAGGCAUUCCAUUCCAUUGUGCAACAGAUGCUCUAAAGCUGUGAUCCUGAUGUUUUAUCUGAUUUAUGACGAGAUCCUAGGAUCUACUGUGGUAGAGCAGCUUGUAGGUCUUUCCAGGGCAGAAAUGCUUACUUGGAAGCCUGCUAGGAGCCAUUCUCAGCCCCAAUAUAUGGCUGCAUUCUUUUCCAUAAAACAGCUAUUCUGAGCCUAUGGGGCCCUUCUAGCAGGAAGAAGGCAGUUUUCCUUUUGGACAGCAUACUUUGAUAUGCUGUGCUGUCAAUAAGGGAAAUGUAAGCCAGUGCAAAUUUUGGCCAUAAAUGCCAAGGCAUGUGGAUCCCUUAGUGUGGAAAAUAAUACAUAGUUUAAGGUGGAAGACAGCAAUGGCUUUAGAGGGACAAAUUAUGUUUAGGGAAUACGGAGUGCUUUGUAGACAAAAAUGUGUGGACUAAGCUUCUCAUAGUCCUUUGAGCAACAUGGUAGCUGUACCUCAUUGGGUAGCUGAGCCUCUCUUCUCCUCUGUCUUUAGUUUAAAUGCUUUUCUAACCUUUAGCUCCUGGCAAAGUUGCUGUACUAGCAUCGUUUGUGGGCUGCACUGGAAGCCAAUGAAUGCCAAUGACACAAUCCUAGCAGUCUUAAAUUGCCACUGGCUACAGUUACAUAUUGCAUAAGGAAAGGCAUCAAACAAGACAGAUAAGUUUCCAUUUUCUUUAAGGUGCAGAUAAUAUCUUUGUCAACAGGAAAGCCUGUUUCUUUUCCAUUUUAGAGUGGUUUGGGACAACACUGUGGUGCGUGAUCACUUCCAGUAACUUUACAAUAGUUUUGAGUAUCCUAAUUACCAUACGGAAAUGUGAAGGGCAGCGAGGUUAGUUUAAAAAUGCCAUCAGUUACUCUAUAAACAACUUUUGCCUACAUGGAAUGCAACUGCUUUGUGAUGAGAUGAGUAACUGAGGCCUCCUAAAACCAAACAGGAGUCCUAGUCAGUGAUUAAGAAUCUCCAUGAGCAUUUACAUUUAAUUUUUGCACCGUCAGCUGUAGUCUAUAACCAUGGAGGAGACAAUUAAUAAGGUGAUUCCAGGUUCUUGAAUCCACUUUAAAGAGUGGAUCUUUGCAUUUCUUGACCUCCACAAUCAGCUUUUGCUGGUGUCAGCUUCUGACCCUGUUGUGCAUGUUAAUGAUGGACAGCUGAAAAGUUUAGCGGGCAAAGGAGAUGCGAUGCUUGAAUUGAGAAAGGGAGCAGAUUUAACUUGGGCUACUAGUUGCACAAUAAUAUGUUAAAAAGCAGAGAGAAAGGGCAAAGCCACUCAGCUGAUUGCAAUUAUUUAAUCACCUGCUAAGUUAAUUGCCAUUGUUGGCACUGCUGUCAAGCUCUGUGCACGAAAGGCAGAUCCUCCAAAAGUUAUUUUUCACCAUGCAGCUGUCUAUUUGCUGUUAAUACUUCAUAGAGAUACUUGUGUAAAGCAAAACUUCUUACCUUCUUAUUAUGAAGCUGAGUCAAGCCAGCAACAUGGAAGGGGCUGCCCACUUACUGACAUGUGUUCCAAGGGGGUCUUUCCGCUCACUCUAUUUCAGGUGCUGCUAGCUGCGCAUGACCACAGUGCCAGAUGUUUGCUGGGGACAAGGCAUGAAUAUAUUCCUAGCAUUUCAAUUCCAUCCUCAAUUCCAUCCUGCUUACUUAAGAUGCCACUGAGCGACAUAACUAUGAAUCAGAGUUAAUUUGAAUGAAAUUAUUUGUCGUAGCUGCCAUCACUGCAGCUAGAGUUAAGCUCUGGAGAAGCUUACCAGAAAGAAGUCAACAAAUUUACAUUUUUGCAGAGAUGUAAUUCUAAGGAAGGGUGACCAUUUUUGUAGUCAGUGGGUUUGCUGAUCAGUACUGAUCACUACCUUCCAUUCUACUCCCAACUCCCUGUGUAACGGGAUUGGAUUGUUCCCACCCCCUUUUAAAGUGCUGUAAUUUUGGUAAAACUCUGCCAGCUGCUGUGUCAUAGCAAAGCGCCCCUGAGCAUUGCCCUUAGAUACCUUUGGGCUAGAACUAGUUUCCAAACAGCAAGCCUAUACACCACAUACACCUGGCAGUAAGUCCCAAUAGUCUCAAUGGAGCUUACUUCUGCAUUGACAAGUUGUGCUACAAGCGAUCUUGGAAAGGUGUGCCUUUUUACUUUACUAGCUUCCAACUGCAAUGGUAUUUUGAAAAAGAAAUUUGUAGACCUAUGAUAGUUCAAAAUAAGUGGAGGAAAAGACAUACGGUGUUUAAUCUUUUCUGUUGGGAACAGACUGACCAAAAGGAGCAGCAUCUGACAUGGGCUUCAUUAGGCAGAGUUAAGUCCACAGCCUAAGUGUUGCUGUGAAGCAAGCUGGGGAAGCAGCGUUAAUGGACAUGCAGCUUUACUUAUUCCAGUCUCACAAGGAAUUCUCAAACUCUGACAGACAACUUUUAGGAAGUAGAGGCUAUUUAGCAACUUGUUCUUGCUAUUGCUUUUUUUGUUUUGUUUUGAGAAAAGUAUCUGUUCAGAAGAUCUGUUUGUGCCUUAUAAGGUGUCUGUGCACUUUUUAUCCUUUUUAAUGCUACUUUUAAAAAUGGAGAGAAAAAAAGACCCUAAUCGAUGGUUGGUAGUUUUUAUAGAAUUUUAUGUGUUCACCAAGAACUUUGCUCUUUUUUUAUAUUGGAGUGAAAAUUUUAUGUUUUAAUUGAAACUUUGCUGCCGUCCUCCUCCCCAUCUCCUCUUUGUAUAAAAGCUUUUUAAAAAGUUUUGAGAUUUCUGAAACUUCUUGAUAUUUUUCUGGUUCAUGACAGUGAUCUGUAUAUCACAUUCUCAAACAAGCCAGAUUUUAAUCUCUCUGUAAUAGAACUUUCAAUGCAGAUUCUUUGGGGAGGGAAGUUUGCACUUCUCUACAUGUUAAUACUCUCUAGCAUUGUGAUCUGUAGUGUGUGUGUAUGUUUUUUAUUUUGUUCUGUUUUACAUUAAUAUAAAAUUUUACCUGUUUUAUGAAACAAAAUGUUGGCUUGUAAAAUAUUCCCACCGGCCUGAAGUGGAAAAAAUGGUAAAAGCAGAGAGCAUGUCUGUUAUAGGCUUUAGAAGCAGGUCCUUGCAACCUGAAACUUCUUUGAUGGCUCUUGCCCAGACCUUUCACCUUCAAUAAACAGGGAUUUGCUGCUUAA
Podarcis lilfordi (Lilford's wall lizard) is the source of this 53612-nucleotide messenger RNA. NCBI's taxonomy places the organism in Eukaryota, Metazoa, Chordata, Lepidosauria, Squamata, Lacertidae. The record is from the annotation of a GenBank genome assembly.